AUGGCCGAUAGCACAGAUCCAGGCAGGCAUAAGGAUCCAACCAUAGAUGCCGGCGCUAGCAGUAGCGCGGAGGGACAUGGAGCUGAUGUGGGCAAGGACGUGCCCCCAAUACCAGCUGUUCGACGUCGCCAUGCGCAUGAGCAGAAAACGACGGAGAAUGUCGAGCAGGAAACCAAACAGCUGGAGACGUCCACAGUGACGCGCACGUACAUGAAGACCAUUACCACGUCAUUGACCACCUCCAGCAGCAGUCUCGAGCACUUGGAGACGCCACCGCAUCGCUUGCGCGAGAAGGUGGCCCAAUAUGAGAAGGUCUGGUCCGAUGGCAGUGGCAAGCGCCCCGCCGAACUGGGCACGGACGAGCUGCGUCAGCAGCAGACGGACGACUAUGAUGCGGAAAAUCCAUUCGAUAUUGAUGUGCAUGAAAUUGAGCGACGUUUGCGCGAGGAGCGACAACGCGGCCUGGCCGAAGCGGAGGCAGCCAAGCUGGCCUUUCAGCAGGUACACCUGCGCCAGACGACGCCGACACCGCGUCGCGUCGAGGUGACCAGCGAGCAGACGCCCAGUCCGUUUAAUGUCACCUUGAAGACCACCAGUCGGCUGAGUCCUGGCGCUGAGCUGGGCAAUGUUGAGGAGCAGCUGUCGCCUUUCAAUGUCACGCUUCGCACCACACGACGCACUGUGAAAAAGGACUUAUCCCGUCAAAUGGAGCUGGAGCGUUUCCUGGACGGGGAGCGUACGGUGCGCGAGGUGCAGGCGGCGGAUGGCGUGCGCACCAUUAUCACCUCCUCGAGGACCAGCGAUGGUGGCUAUACAGAUGAGAAGAUCUAUCGCCAUGGCGAAGGCUAUGUGUCGCCGCGCGAUUCGCCCUCCUGGUCGCGUUCCAGCAUCUCCAGCGAACGUUCGAGCGUCACCUCGCCGCACAGCGUCGACAUGACCGCGGGCGGCAGACGUAUAUUAAUCAAACUGGAGGAUGAACUGGAACCACAAGCAAGUGGAGCAGCCGGCUGUGAGCAUGGCGAGCAGCGCGAUGAAACUGACGGCUCGGUGCGCGCACGCAUUAGACAAUUUGGUGGGCAGGACGAGGAUGCCAUGGCAACCGGUAACAUUGACAUUACCGUGGGUAGCAACCCACGCAGGCGGCAGCGUUUGUACCAGCAAACAACAUUGCCGGAGCAACCGCAAAUGGCAACGCCGGACGAGGUAUUCAGUCCAGCUGCAACGUGCCAAUUGCGCGGUUCUUCGACGGAAGAAUCCCGUCAAAUUGUUAGCCACAAAACGAUAACCAGCACAAAAACAACAACAACAACAACUCAGUCGUCCGAUAGGUCCGAAAGGAAGUCCUCAACGUCGCGUAAAUCAAUCGGUUUCAAUUCCCCAAGCCCCUCGGGCAAUAUCUCGUUUACCGCCUCGCAAAUACGCAUCAGAGACGACGUCAACGUUGACGUCGAUGCGGACGUCAUCGAUAACGAUUCCGAUACUGAGGGUGUACCGGCCAGCAGUCUUGUGAUUGUGUCCACGCCCACGCGCUCCACAACGCCCUCAUCGGCGCACGCCUUGAGCGGCAUUGGUACUUUCAGCAAGAGUCUGCGUCAGGAUUAUCAGACUCAAGCGACACAAAGUAACCGCCACAACGAAUCCGAACACGAAUACCAGGAGUUCCAAUCCACCAUGGCGUCGAUCAAUUUCGCACGCAGCAAUUCCCAGUACGACAGUCACAUCAAGGAGAAACGAGAGGAGCAAGAACGUGUGCAGAAGAAGACAUUCACUAAUUGGAUUAAUUCAUACCUAUUGAAGCGUGUUCCACCGCUUCGUAUUGAUGAUUUAAUCAAUGAUUUACGUGAUGGUACGAAACUCAUUGCACUGCUCGAAGUGCUGUCCGGCGAACGAUUGCCCGUGGAGAAGGGACGCGUCUUGAGACGUCCACAUUUCCUCAGCAAUGCGAAUACGGCCCUACAAUUUUUAGCCAGCAAACGCAUCAAGUUGGUCAAUAUUAAUCCCGCAGAUCUGGUGGAUGGGAGACCACCAGUUGUGUUGGGUCUAAUAUGGACGAUCAUAUUGUACUUCCAGAUCGAGGAGAAUAGCCGCAACCUAGAAUAUUUGGGUCAUGGUAUUGGCGGUUCGGUUAGCUCCCUCGACAGUGUUGGCAAUCACAAGGCUGGCAGUGAUCUUAGGGCUGAGAAAUGGAAGCAAGGCGCCAAGAAAACGCUACUCAACUGGGUAACAAAUGCCUUGCCAAAAGACAUUGGUGUAGAGGUUAAGGAUUUCGGCGCCAGCUGGAGAGAUGGUGUCGCCUUCCUCGCACUUAUCGAUGCAAUUAAAGCGAAUCUGGUCAAUUUAGCUGAGCUAAAGAAGACCAGCAAUCGUCAGCGUUUGGAAACAGCUUUCGAUGUGGCCGAAAGCAAAUUGGGCAUUGCCAAACUAUUGGACGCUGAGGAUGUGGACGUACCCAAGCCGGAUGAGAAGAGCAUAAUGACAUAUGUGGCGCAAUUCUUGCACAAGUAUCCUGAACCAAAGGGUGCAUCCCGCGACGAGUCGCAUGUGCAACAAGAAGUGGACGAAUUGCGUCGUUUCCUUUUGGAAAAGACCACCGAAUACGAACCGAUGGUGAUGAUGAGUUCGUUUCCACGUGAUUUUGGUGAAUAUCUGCUGGCACGUUCUGAAGUCGAUGCACAUUUGCCUGCUUACAACCGCCUCAAGCAACUGAUUGAGAGUCAGAGCGGUUUUCUGCAGGUCUCACGCCAGGCGUGGGAUGAGAUCAAUGAGCUGUGGCAGCGUCUUCAAUACCAGAUGAUGUACUGGCUCUGGCUAUUGGACGCCGAGCUGCCUGGCGAUUUCGGCACUGUAGGCAAAUGGCUCGCCGAUGCCGAGAAAUUGCUCAUGGACAACGAUAUACCCAAUGCGAUGAAUGAGGAGACAGCCGCUGUGAUCAGUAGAAAGCUGGAGGAGCAUAAGCUGUUCUUUGCCGAUCUGCCGCGCAUUGUGGCCAUGUUUGACAAUGCCAAGCGCUCGCCCCAGGCCCAUCAGGUGCCCUUGGAGCAGCUGCGCAACAUGGAACGACGUCUGCAAGAGGUUGGACCCAAGGCCGCUGAGCGUAGAAUCCGCUUAAAAUUCCUUGAGCACAAAUGCUGCCUGAUUGCCUUCCUCAAUCUGGUGGAGAACAAAAUGCGUGGCUGGACUGGCAAGUACGGUCACGAGGAGAAGGUAGCCCAACAGCUGGAGCAGUAUAAGAACUUUGUAUCGCGCAACAAGAUCUUCCAAGAGUUCCAAAAGGCAUUCGUUGACAUGCAACAGGUGGUCGAGGAGUAUAAGCGUGAGGGCAAUGUUGCGCGCAAGGACAUCAACGAAAUUGAUCGCUUUAUGUAUGACACCGAGGAGCGCUGGAAGCGUGUCUCGAUGGAGCUGAAAUGCUGCCAAAACUCACUCGAGGAGGUGGUGAAUUGCUGGCGCAACUGGAAUCAAUUGGCGCCCAGCUGCGAGGAAUGGCUGCUGUUGGCCGAGCAGAAACUGAACCAAAGCGAAGACGAUCGCUUAGAGUUCUUCCAGGACAUCACCGUGUGGAAGGAUAAAUUCGAUGCCUUGGCCAAUGCCGCUAACUAUCUGAUUGCAUCCUGUGAGGAGCCCAUUGCUCAGCAGCUGCGUCAGCGUCAUGGCACCCUAGCCGAGCGCUUCGAGCGUCUUUUCGCCAAUACGAAGCAAUACAUGCAUGCUGGCGAUAUUAUACGCUCGCGCCAGGAGUACAAGUCUGGCAUCGAGAAGCUGUCCAGGUGGCUGCGUGGCGCGGAGAGCGUGCUAGAUCAGCGCCAAGUGCUGGGCAACAGCGAGCAGAUACGUCGCUAUGGCGAGCAACUGCAGCAGCUUGCCAGCGAAAUCGAUGACAACGAGGAGUUGUUCAAGACCAUCAGUCGCACCUUCCAGUCGCUCAUACAGGAUCUGUCACGCGAUGAGGUCGACAAAAUGAUGAAGCUGCUUAAGCAGGAGAAGGAGUCGCUGGUGCGCAUACGCGCCCAAAUGCCCGCCAAGCUGCAUCUGUUCCAUCAGCUGCAAAUUCAACAGGAGUCACUUGAGGCGGGCCAAAAGGAAAUUCAUCAAUGGCUGACCGAAGCCGAGCAGCUGCUAGGCACCCACAAUCUGGCCGGCGGACGUGAAUCAAUCAAUGAGCAACUGCACAAGCAUAAGACCUACUUUUCGCGCACCGUCUAUUAUCGCUCCAUGCUGGAGAGCAAGAACAAGGUGUUCCAGAAUUUGGUCAAAGCUGUGGCGGCCGAUGAUAAGAUCGAUACGGCUCCAGCAGCACAGCAGAUGCAGCAGCUGAACGAACGCUUCAAUUAUGUCAUACAGAAUGCAGGCAAAUGGGAGCAUCGUUUGGGCGAUGCAGCUGGCGGUUGGAGUAAUUUUAAGGAUAACGAACGCGUCGUUAACGAAUGGCUCACACGGGCCGAGUCCAUGCUUAUUGAGAAGCACAUUGAGUCAAAGACAACAAUUGAGACCCAAAAGUACUUCUUCGAGCAGGUCAACGAUCGUUGGAUGAACGAUCUGGUGCAAUCGGCACAGCAGCUGCUGAAUUCAUUGCCCAGCCAGGAGCAACCGGCUGUGGUGCAAAGUGUGGAGCAGCUGCAGUCUCGCUGGAAGAAUGUGCUUGGCCAAGCGCCAUUGCAUCUGCUCAAGCUGGAGUUCCGUCUGGACGAGAAUGCCUUCUAUCAAUCGUUGAAGGAUGUUGAGAAGGAGCUGCAGCUGGAGCAGCAGGCUCUCAAUCGCAAUGAAGAUGUGGACUCCAUUUUGCAACGUAACCAGCAAUUCCUGCUGCAACAGGACGCGGUGCCACGCUUGGAGAAGUGCUUGCAGAAUAUGCAGCGUCUGGCCCAAGCGCACAAACAACAGCAGCCCGGUGAUAUUAGCCUGGAUCAGGCUUAUGAUAACGCCAACGCGCAGUGGCAGAUAAUGUCCAGCAGAUUGGCCGAUAUGCGACAGACGUUGCAGCAAAUACCUGCCCAAUGGGAGGGCUAUCAUCUGAAAUUCAAUGAGAUGAUCAAUUGGAUGAACAGCGUAGAUCAGAGCCUUAAGAACAUUGUUAAUGAGGUCAACAGCAUGGAGGAGUUUGAAAAGGAGAAGGUUGUUUUCCAGAAAAUCUGCCAGGAUGCAGAUAACAAACGUGAGGACAUGAAGUGGCUGGUCAAAACGCUGGAUUCUCUGCUCAGCUAUGCCACCGAAGAUGAGGCUAAUCUGGAGCAAAAGAAACUUGAAGAUCUAAUUGCACGCUACAAGAACCUAAUCCCCACCAUUGAGAUAACUAUGGUCAAAACGGAGGUGUUCUCCAAGUGUUACACAUAUCGUCGCGAGGUGCACGAGGUUGUUUGCCUGUUGACCAAGGUCAAGGAUCAGACGGCCAAUAUCCCUGCACCCGAAAGUUUGGAACGCGUAAAUCGCCUAAUUGAGGAGCAACAGUAUGCCAUCAAUCAGCUCGAUCAUCAGCGGCCACAUAUUAUGUCCAUGCUCCAACGUGGACGCGAUCUUAGCAAGGAUGUGCAUGCACCAGCUUUCGUUAAUACCGAAGUCAAGAAUCUGGAGACCGGCUGGAAUCAGGCUUAUACCGAAACCUCCGAUAAACUACAAGCACUCAAGGGCACACAAGCAGUGUGGAGCGAGUUUGUCGAUCAGAAGAACGACAUCUUCUCCAUGCUGCAAACAGCUGAGACAGAGCUGCGCGCCCUCACACCACUCCAGACAGAUGCCAAAAAUGUUAGUCAAGACCUGAAAUCGAAGCGCGAUCUGAACGUGCAGCUGCAGCAGGCAUCCCACCAAUUGCUGCCCAAGCUACAUGCAUUAAAAGCGGAGCUGGCGCCACUGGCUGCCGCCGAUAAGCGGCCGAUACUCGAGAAGGAAGUGACUGAGGUAGAGAAGAUGUUCUUUAAUACCAUGGAGCAUGUCAAAGAUCGUGUGGGCUACCUGGAGGACUACAGUGCCAAGUGGAACAACUACAAGACGCGUCUAGCUGAGCUGCAGGAAUGGGCCAACAAAGUGGCACCCAAGAAUAUUGAAGCGCUACAAUCUGAGGAUUUGACACCCGAGGAGCGUGUUGUCAAGGUGCAGUCCUUCAAGCGUGUGCUGGGCGAGCGCAUGAAGCAGCUGGAUCUGUUGGCCGCUGAUGCAUCUGAGCUGGCCCCCAAGGAGGGCAACGUUGCCGAAGCGAAGCGUCUCAAGGGUGAAAUCUCCAAGUUGCAGGAGGUGCUCAGCGCCAUUAACCGCAAUGUGGACCAUCAGUCGCAGGCUGUGCAGGAGGAUCUGGUCAACUGGCAGCAAUUCCAGGCAGGAUUACAGCAAAUCAAGCCCGCCGUGGAGCAAAGCGAAGUCAAGGUAAAUAAUAUAGUUCCUAAACCAAUUACACUUGAAGAAGCCGUUGCCAUGCAACAAAAUGCCAAACAAUUUGAAACACAAUGCCUGGAGCAAUUGGACAAGCUCCAUGGCAUAUCAAACAUCAGUCAUAAAAUGUUAUGCAAAACCAAUGCCCCCGAUGAGUUAGAUGCCAUGCACUCCCGCUGGACAGCGGUCCAUGAAAAUGCCAAACAGGCGAGCGGUAAGCUCGAAAAGCUUGUUGCCAAUUGGAAAUCCUUCGACGGUGAUGCUGCCAAGCUGGAGGAUUGGAUUGAUCAGGGUGCACAGCAGAUGGGUAAGCGUCCGGCUGUGCUGAAUACACCGCACAUUGACAAGCUCGAAAAAGAGCUGGUCAAGCUAAAGUCCUUCAACAAUGAGAUAUCUCAGCAGCAGGCCAAAUUGGUUGCCCUUGGCCAAAAUGCCGAUCAAAUCAGCUUGCAUUUGGCGCCAGAGGGCGCUGUGGCUGUCAAGGAUCGCGUGAACAACAUGAAGGCUAAAUUACAGAAGCUUUCAGAGGCCACACGUGGCAACAUCAAUGAGGUUUCCGAUGCCAUUAUAUCGCGUCAGGACUUCAAUGCCAAAUUGGUCAACUUCUCCAACUGGAUGGAACAGUUGCGCAAUCAAGUCACCCAGGUUGAGGAAAUCAAUCCGGAACGUGUGGAGACUAGUUUGCAUGUCAUACACGCCUUGCUGCAGGAGCACGCCGAUAAGAAGCCCAGUUUUAAUGCCAUCUACGAUGAGGUCAAGCAGCUGGCCCUGGGUGCCACACCCGAAGAGUCCAAUGCACUGAAUGAUGCGUACACUGCCCUUGUGGUUAACUAUCAGAAUCUGGAGUCAAAUAUGCUGCAGAAGAAGGCCGCAUUGGAAAAAUGGACCGAGCUUUUGGGCUGGAAGCAUGAUACUGAAUCGCACUUGAACUAUUUGAAGCACCAGUUGGAAAAGCCCGAGGGACCAGCUGUCGAGGAGCUUAAGAAGGCCAUCGAUGAGAUUGAUCAUCUGGGCCAGGGUUUGAGCUACUGGAAGGGUCAAGCCAAGGAAAUCGAUGAGAAUCCGGCUAUACAAUUGCGCGAUGCACUCUCUCGCCGUCCGCUGAUAGCCACACAGAUUGUCAACGAUGUGGAAAAUAAGUUGGAAAAUCUGAAACUUCGCUCGCAAAAUCAGCAGCAACAACUGCAACAGAUGACUGUCCGUAAAGACAAAUUCCAUGCACUGGAGCAUAACUUUGGUCAGGCGCUGCAGGAGAAUCGCGCAAAACUUGAUCAGAUUCUUAAACAACAUCCCAAUCUGAACAACAUAGAUCAAAUCAUUGCUGAUCUUGUGGCGUUAAAUGAUGCGCUUAAGUACCAGGCGGAUCUUAAAAAUCGCAUACACGAUGAAGGGUCUCUACUGAUGCGUGAGGAUAUUGCAAGCAUGCCGGCCAUACAGGAGAGUCUACUGGUGCUGGAUAAGAACUACGAUUCGCUGCAAAAUGAAAUAUCGGAUCGUAUACAAAAAUAUAAUCUUAUCAGUCAAGCCUUGAGGGAGUACGCCGAAUCCAAGGACAAGUUCUCCAAGGAGCUAAAGAAAGCCGAAGAUUUGUUCAAUGCCAUACCCCAACAGCCGGGCGAUGAGACCGCGCUGCAUCAGGCCUCUGAGAAGACGCGCAAGACUAUGGAACAGUUGCGCAAGUCCAAGAUGAAUCUCGAUGAGCUCGAACGUCGCGGCAACAAUGUUGCCAAAUUGUUUUCAGCCAUUGGUGAGCCGGUGCCUCAAGAGGUUCCCCAAGAAGUUGCCGUUGCCAAGCAGCACUGGCAGGAUCUGCAUGAUAAGACGGCCAAAAAUGCCCAUAUCUACGAGACGGAGGCGGUUAUUUGGUCGCAAAUCGAAGAUGCCAAAAAGGAUCUGCUGCCUUGGCUGUCUGAAACCAACCAGGGUCUCUGCGAUGCGGCGGAUAAUUCAAUUGAAAUCGAAUUCGGACCCAUGCGUCUCAGCAAAUACCGCAACGAACUGCCUUCUUACCAAGCGCUCAGGGCUACAAUCCUCGAGAAAACCAACGACCUGGUCAAGAUAAACAAUGGUGUCGAAAUACCCGCCUUGAGCACACUUAAUCAGCUUCUCGGCGAACAAUUUGCCGAGGUGAGCAACAAUGCGGAGCGUCUGAGCGCUGUCACCACGUCCUUUGCUGACCAGGAGCAGGAGCUACGCAAACGCACCAAGAUUGCCGGCGAGCAGGUGAGUAAGCUGCGCGAACAGCUGAUCAAAUGCGAUGACAUGUCCGGCGAUAACAACAAGAUCAUGGAGCGCUUGCUGCAGUGUCGUGCACUGCGCGCUCAAUUGGAACAGAGUGGGAACGAAAUUGAGAAUAUCAAACAGAAUGUGGACGAACUGCGUAAUUUAUAUCCCACUUUCAAUGAGUCCAUCAUACCCAAGGAGCUGAACAAUGUUCAGAAACGCUACGAGGGCGUCGAUCUAUAUGCCAAGAAGAUCGAGAGCUCACUGCUGCAGUUCCUCAAAAAAUUCCAUGCGGAUAAGGUGGGCAUGCUGAAGCGCAUCAUAGUCACACAGCGCGAGAAGGUGGCCUGGUGUCAGCCGGAGUCCACUAGCGACAAGUAUAACCUGGAUGUGAAAAAAUCAUCGCUACAGGAGGUCAGCAAGAGCAUUGAUGACUGCAAAGCGCGUCAUGCGGAAACGCUGAAAUCCUUGGAAAUGCUUAAGGCCGUGGAAACGCCACAGAAUCUCGCCGAGCUUAACAGCGAUGCCGAGCUUAUGGGCAAGGAAAUGCAGGCGUUACAGGACAGCUUUGAUCGCAUCAAGGGCAUACUGGAUGAGAAUGUUGAUCUCUGGUCACAGUACGAACAGUCAAAUGAGCAAAUAUCCAACUGGCUGCGCGAUGUAGAAGGUCGCGUUAAAGCGGAGACAAGCAGUCAGGUUAAUUUGCCCGAGGUGCCGCAGAAACUACAAGAAUUGGCCAUACUGCAGCAGGAUGUGCUGGCACAUGAGCCUAUCAUCAGCGGCCUGGAGCAGACCUCACAUCAAUUGAUUGAAAAGAAUCCCGAGGCGCGUAUUGGACAAUUUGUUACGCAUUUGGUGCAGCGUUACCAGACGGUAGCCAAGAGCCUUGCCGGACACAUUGAUAAAAUACGCAGCGCUCAGUCGUCAAAUGCGAACUUUGCCAAGGCAUCUAAAGACUUUAAUGAAUGGUUUGGCGAUGCAAAGAUCGAGUUCCAGGAACUGGCCCGUAUGGGAUCCCCUGGCUCUUCGUCGGCCACCGCACAGCAAUUGCAGACCAUUAAAAACUAUCUGAAGACCUUUGACAAUGGUCAACUCUUGCUGAACAAUGCUGUGGAUAUUGGUGAGGCGCUUUAUCCAGUGGUUUCCCCUGAGAAUCGUGAACGCAUACGCGCCGAUCUACGCCAAAUGCGCGAGAAAUAUGAUUAUCUGCGCGAUGAGGCCAAUGCUCUGAUGCAACAGGUUGAGGGCGUGCUAAUACAAAAGACAUCCAUUGAGGAGAGCUACACUCAAGUGUCGCACUACCUCAACGAAUCUAAGGCCAAGGUCACUGCUGGCGACGAACUCUAUCCCACUUUGGCGGCCAAGAAAGCAGCUCUACAAAAUUAUAAAACACAGCUGCAGGAAAUUACAUUGCAUAAGAAUGCUCUAAAGCAACUGCACGACAAGGCGGUCACCCUUUGCGAUGAUGAGUCCGAGCGUAAAACGGAUGAGUCCAUACAGGAGUACAAUACGCUAUCCAAAAAGAUUUCAGAUCGCAUCAAUACCGUAGGCAAUCAGGUGGUCAAACACGAGGCUUAUGAUCAGGUGCUGGAGAAGGCACAAGAUUGGUUGAACACCAUCAAAUCAGAGGCAAUUGAUAUUUUGAACGAAACCACCUUCGAAAAAGAGGGCGCCGAGGAGAAACUGAUUGUUGUGGAGAAUUUGUUGCAGCAUAAGCCCGAGGGUGAUUCCAUAUUUGAUACGUGCCACAAGCUUUUGGAAACGGUUCUAACACAAACCCAUCCUAGCGGUCAUCCGGCGCUGCUGAAGGGCUUUGAGGAGCCGAAAAAUGCAUGGGAAGAGUUCAUGUCGCUCUGCCAGGACUCGCAGGUGAAACUGAAGCAGCUCUGCUCCAAGUGGGAUGAGUUUGACUCAGUCAUCGAUGAGCUCGACAACUGGAUGAAGAACGUCGAGGCUGUGGUAAAGAACCAGAACUUAAAGAGCACCGCCGAAGCAAAGGCUGCUCAUCUGAAGCAGCUCCAAGAUAAUGCCAAGGAUAUUGAGCGUCGCGGCGUAGCCAUAAAUGAGCUCAUGGAUCAGGGUCGUGAAAUCGAAGGUGAAACCGAUUUGAAUCUGAAACUCUCGCGUUUGAAUACACGCUAUCAGACACUGAAGAAUAUUUGCAAGGAGUCCAUCGCCAAGUAUGUCAACUAUGUUAAGGAUCACGACAGCUUUGACACGGACUAUGAAAAGUUUAAGCAAAAUUUGCAGACCUGCGCCAAUGAGCUGGCAAAGACCAAUGAAAUUGUCGGCGAUCAGAGCGUAUUGCAGGAUCAGCAAAACAAAUUGCGCGAAAUGUCUGACAAGCGCAUUGUGGAUUCCACUGUCUUUGAGAGUUUGAUUGACCGCGGCGAGAAACUCUACGGUCACACAAGUCCUGAAGGUCGUGAGAUUAUACGCCAACAGCUGCGCUCCCUGCGUACCAUGUGGGACAACUACACGGACGACCUAAACUCGGCUACGCAUAAGAUUGAUCAAUGUCUUCUGCAGUUCAAUGAGUUUAGCAUUGCUCAAGAUCAGCUAACCAAGUGGCUGAAGGAUGUGGACAAAGCCAUGCAGAGUCAUACCGAACCGAAAACGACGCUCCAGGAGAAGCGUGCACAACUGCAGAAUCACAAAUUGUUGCAUCAGGAGAUAACCACGCACAAUGUGCUCGUGGACAAUGUGUGCGACAAGGCGCAAAUACUAGUUGAUCAAAUAAAGGACAACUCCUUGAAUGUUUAUCUUCAGUCAAUCAAGCAACUCUUCCAGAAUAUUGUGAAAAAGUCCGAUGAAAUACUGCACAACCUGGAGAAUUGUGUGCAAAAGCACAGCGACCUAAACAAUGCGCUCAGUGGUGCCAAGGCCUGGAUAUCGAAUGAGAAAGCCAAACUGCUGGAAUGCGAUGAUUCGUACGGUGAAAAGGCAGAUAUAAAGCGUAAAAUUGAGACCCUUGGUCAAUUGGCUCAAAAUAAACCAACGGCCAUGAAUCUAAUUAGCGAAAUCCGUGCACAAUUCGAUAAUGUAAAACCCGCCACCUCGGAGAAGGGCAUUGAAGUGCUUGAGAAAGAAAUCGAUGAACUGGAGACUACAAUGAAGAGUCACUUCAACGACAUUGAGGGCAUUGAGGGCAAGCAAAAGGAUGUCCUGGCGCAGUGGGAUAAAUUUGAGCACAAUCUGGAAGAACUCACCAAGUGGUGUCGCAAUGCGGAAGCCGUAUUCCGCGAGCAACAGCUGAAGUCGACGUUGCAUGAAAAGGUUGAGCAAAUGGACAAAUAUAAAAUACAGCGGGAACUCAUACUGCAAAAGGAAAAGGAAAUCGAUGCAUUUGGAGAUACGGCACACGCUUUGCUCAACAACUGCGGUGCAGAUCGUCUGAAGACGUUGACAACGCAGAUCACAAAUCGUUAUCAACUGCUGCAGGUGUUGAGCAAAGAAGUGGUCAACCGCUGGUUCAAUCUGGUGGACGAUCAUCAGUUCUACCAAGACAAAUACAACGAGGUGGACUUGUGGCUGCAGCCCAUUGAGACGCAAUUGGAGAAGGCGCUCAAGGAUGAGCCCACGCAGAGCUCAAACAUUCUACAGGUUUUGCUUUCCGAGAGGGAGCAGGCCGAGAGCUUAUUUGGUGCAUUAAAUGCAGCUGGUGAAAAGGCCUUGCCGGAGACAUCCACUCAGGGUAGAGAAAAGAUACGCAAGGAUCUUCGUGACAUACGCGAUCGUUGGGAUAAGCUGGAUGAGGGCAUACGAAAUUUGGAAAAACGCCAAGAAGCACAAACCGUACAGCUUUCCAGCUACCAGGAUAUACUAGGUCAAACGGUCAACUGGCUGGAUCAGGUGGAGAAAUUACUGCACAAUGAGAAUCCAGCCAGCUGGACAAGCGCACAGGAAAUUCGUUCCAAGCUGUACAAAUACAAGGCCACCAACCAGGAUAUCAACUCGCACAAGCGCAUUGUGGAGGCUGUCAAUGAGAAGGCAGCAGCUCUCCUGACUAGCGCUGCGCCUGCCAAUGCUGAUGAGAUUGCCAAAUCUGUCGCUGAAGUAAACAAGCGUUAUGAGCAAGUUGGACAGGAUUGCGGCAAGCUGGUCGCUGAUCUAGAUGCCGCUUUCGAGGUGUAUCAGCAGUUCAGUGAGCUGCAGAAAGCACAGCAGGAUUCUCAGAAGAACCUGUGGGAUCGUCUGACCGGCUACUCCGACUACUCGGGCAAUAAGGCAGCAUUGCAAGCGCGUCUACAGAAGAUUAAUGAAAUCCAGGAUGCUUUGCCUGAAGGUGUUUCCAAGCUUAAAGCUCUUGAGGAACACAUUGAGAAGCAUGCCAGCAGCAUACCAGCUCGCUCAAAGGAAGCCAUGACACGCGAUUUAGCCAAUUUGCAUGCUGAUUUCGAAAAGUUCGGUGGUUCACUGACCGAUGUUAAGAGCGGCCUGGAGAACCGUCUACAGCAAUGGAAUGACUAUGAAGUUGACUUGGAUCGCCUGAUUAACUGGUUGGGCGAGGCUGAGAAUGCGCUCAAAAACUACAAUCUGAAAAACUCCUUUGAGGAAAAGGAAGAGCAGCUGAAUCGUUUCCAGUCAUUGACACAAAGCCUGCGUCAAAACGAAGCCGACUUUGAGAAAAUGAAGGAUGAUACCUCGGAACUUGUACAAAGCUCAGGAGAGACCAGAAUCGCAGUCAAUGUGCAACAAGUCUCCUCACGUUUCCAGUCUAUACAAGCCACGGCCAAGGAGAUACUCAAGAAAUGCGAACAAGCCGUUCAGGAUCACGGCCACUUCAACGAAAAGUACAAGCAAUGCGCCGAUUGGUUGGCUAACGCUCAGGCACGCUACGAUGACUGCAGCGAUUUGUCCUCGGUGGCAUCACGCGAUGAUCUCCUCAAGAAGCAGCUGGUCAUACAGGAGUUGCUGGCACAGCAGCCCACGGCUACGCAGCUACUGAACAGCACCGUGGAAUUGGGCGAGAAGUGCUACAGCUCAACGGCCACCGAAGGACGUGAGGCCAUACGCAGCCAAUUAGAUGAUCUGACCUUUGAUCAACUAUUUGAUAAUGUUGCCAGCACUGCGCGUAAGAUACAGGAUAAGAUUGCCAAGUGGUCCGGCUUUGAUGAGACUGCUGACAAGCUUAAGAGCUGGCUGGAUGAUGUGGAGCAUGAGUUGCCAGCUGAAAUUGAGCUGAAGACCACGUUGGACGAGAAGCGCAAUAAAUUGCAGGUCUAUCGUGACGUGCUCAACGAUAUCAACAAUCAUCAAGUAGAGGUUGGAAAUCUGCAAGAGAUUACAGCCAAUUUGCCUGAAAAGACUGAGCAUGUGGAUCAUAUUCUUAAGGAUAUAACCGAUCGUUUUGGCAAACUGCAAAAGCGCGCUCAGGGCUACGCGGAACGCUACGAGGGCAUUGUGAGUGCCCAUCAACAAUACUCCAAGGCCGUUAUGGAUGCUCAGGAGUUCAUUGAUGCCACAUUGAACACCGUGCACUACUGGGGCGAUCUUGAUUUGGAGCAAACUUCUCUGCACACUAAUCUAGAUCGUCUGAAGAACUUGAAGGCCAGCCUUGCGGAUGAGUUUCCACGCGUGGAUCAAGUGCGUGCGCUGGGCGAGAAGGUCAUACCCGGUACCAUUGAUGUGGGUCAGGUGAACAUUAAAUCUCAGAUCGAUACAACGCAACAGGAAUGGGAGGGUCUGCUAGCUGCCAUUGGCUCAACCAUCGAAGCCAUUGAGGCACGCCUGCAGCAAUGGUCCGAAUAUGAGCAGCUGCGCGAUCAGUGCUUGGCCUGGAUCCGUGACACCGACAAUGACUUGCAUGCCAUUGAUCUCAAAGAGGAUCUGCCAAAGAAGCGUGCGCAAUUGGAUACGCUGAAGGCACUGCAAGGCGAUGUCCGUGCCAAGGAAUUGGAAGUCGAUAAUGUUACCGAAAAAGCACAAACAUUGCUGAAGGGACCCACCUCGACUCGAUCAUCUGGGCCCGAAUUGGUCACUAAAUAUCAGCAAAUCUUCCACAAAGUCAAGGAUUUGAACAAUCGCUGGCAGCAAUACGUUACAUCGCACGAAGAUUUUGAUAACUCCAUCUCCGAGUGUGCAUCGUGGAUUAAUGGCAUAAAGGAAAAGCUGGACUACUGUUCAGACAUGUCCUCGAUGAGCCAGAAAGAACUGGACAAGAAGUUGGCCACCAUUCAAGAUGUGAUUCUACUUAAAGACGAGGGUUCUGCGCGAGUGCUUAAAAUCCUAGAACAGGCUCAACAUGUGCUCGCAAAUACCGCACCCGCUGGGCACGAGGCCAUAAACAAGGAGCUCUCAGAACUGCAGGAUCUCUGGUCCGGCAUUGCUUUGCGCAUUAUGGACGUAAAGGCUAACCUGGAUGAUUCCAUUACUCAAUGGUCUGGCUUCUUGGAUCAGGUGCAGAACGUGCGCAAGUUUAACGAAUGGCUAGAUGGUUUGCUCAAGGAAUUGGGCGAGCAUCAGACAACCAUGACGGAGAAACGCGCACAGCUAGAUCGUGUCAAGUCCACAGAGGAGAAGGUACGCGUGGAGAAGAUUGAUGUUGAUUCACUGAAGGUACAGGCUAAAGAAAUGAUAGCCAGCGGCCAACAGAGCCAGGCUGCGUUCCAGGCACAAAAAGUGCUGGAUACCUUCGAUGAAUUGUUUGCCAAGACACAGAAAUUGCUGUCGGAUCGCCAGGAUCAGUACAGAGAUCAUCGCCUGUUCAAGGAAGCCUAUGACGAUCUCGUUAGCUGGAUAAGUCGUGCACGCGAGAAAUUCCCCGCGCUGAAACAGAGCAGCCUAAGCGACAAGCUGGCCAUUGAGAAUGCCGUGCAGGCCACCGAGGCCCUCCUCAAUAAGCAGGCUCAGGGUGAACUACUUGUUGAGCAUUUGGUACACACUGGUGAGGUGGUUCUGGCAAGUACUUCGACGCAGGGCCAAGAGAUCAUACGCAAUGAUAUACGCGCACUACGUGAUAGCUUCGAAAGUUUGUUCCGCGAGAUCAAUCAGCAGAAAGAAAACUUGGAAGUUACCAUGGUGCAAUGGCGCGCAUAUAAAGAGGAGUAUGAACGCCUCAUGGAAUGGCUGCAACAGAUCGAUAUACUUGUGAAGAACCAUAAGCUGAACCUCUGUCCCAAUCUGCCCGACAAGGAGAAACAGGUGGCCGAUAUGCGCGAGGUCAUGUCGCGACUGGAAAAGGGCAAGGAUGAUAUCGAUAAAUUUAAUGCCUCCGCGGCAGGUCUACUUAAAUCGCAUCUGGAUAGCUAUGUCAACAAUCAGCUCAGACACUUGGGCUCCAUGUAUCAGGUACAGGUUAAUUUGGCGAAGGAUGUGCUAAAGAAGGUAGAGACUAAUCGCGAUCAGCAUCGCGAAUACGAUGCCAAUAUGAAGGCGGCUAGGGAAUGGAUAUCGAAUGCUAAGCAAACCAUUCAGUCCGCUGGCGAGGGUGCAGGCUCCAAGGAGGCCCUGCAACGUCGCCUGGAGCAAAUACAGGAUCUUAUACGCAAUCGUGAACUGGGCCAAAAUCUCGUUCACACAGCCAUCAACAAUGGCGAGAAGAUUAUACGCAAUACGCGCUCCGAUGGACGCGAUGCCAUUAAUAAUGAAAUGAAGGAGCUGCAGACCGAUUGGGAUCGACUUGUCAAGAAAAUGUCCACAGCCAAGGUGCAGUUGGAGACAAAUCUGCUGCAAUGGGCCGAUUACAGCUCCAGUUACACACAGUUGCAGCAAUGGAUUACCGACAGGGAGGCCAAGCUGCAGCAGGCGUGCGAGCAAAAGAUUGUUAAAUCCCAGAGGGGACAGCCGGGUCUCAGUAGCGGUCUGAGCGAGCGCAAGGCUAAUCUGCGCCAGACCAACAACAUUGUCCAGGAUAUUGUCUCGUUUGAGCCCAUGAUCCAAUCGGUAACCUCGAAGGCAUCCGACUUGCAGCAGGGUGCACCGGCCACAGAAAUCUCCGACAAAUACGAGAACCUUACCAAGCAGGCCAAGGAUCUUUAUGCCAAACAAAAGAACACUAUUGACAGCUACCAGGCGCUGAUCGAUGCAGGUAACGACUUUGCCUCUUGGCUGCGCAACGCCAAGGAAAGGUUGAGCAAGUGCUCCGAGCCAACGGGUGAUAAGCAAGCGCUGGCAGAGAAGACUCACCAGCUUAAGAUUCUGCAAGGUGAAGUUCCCGAGGGCUCAACAAAGCUGCAAAAUGCCUUGGCCCAGGGUGAGAUUGCCUGUCGCACCGCUGAGCCCGAGGAUUGUGCGAUCAUUGAAGAGGAAGUCGCACUUUUACAGGAGGAGUUUGAUGCUUAUGUGGAGGCGCUCAACAAGGCCAAGGAUUAUCUGGAGGUGGGCAUUGUCAAGUGGUCUGACUACCAGGAUCAGUACACCGAGGCGCUCGAGUGGUUGACCAAGACCGAAGCACUCGUGCAGUCCUACAACAAGCUCCAGGAUAGUCUUACGCAAAAGAAGGUGGUGCUUGAGGAAUUCCAGGGACAUCUGCAAACGCUAUUCGAUUGGCAGAAGACACUGGAUCACCUGAACAUGAAGGCUCAGGUGCUGCUGGAGACAUGCUCUGAUACGCGCAUCAGCAAUGCCAUCAUGCAGAUGACCACCAAAUACAACGCGCUGUUGACGCUGGCCAAGGAGGUCAUGCGACGCCUGGAGAUGCACUACCAGGAGCAUCAGCAGCAUCAUACGCUCUACGAGGAGUGCCAGUCGUGGAUCGAAAAGACACGUGAGAAGCUAGCCGAAUGCGAACAAAUACCCGGCACGUUGAACGAGGUGCAAAUUAAACUGAAUACUGUUAAGAAUUUGCGUCAAGGCUUUGAAACUGGACAGAACAAGCUGCGCUAUCUUCUGGAACUAAAGGAGAAGGUGAUUAUGAAUACCGAACAGAAUGGCGCAGCCAAAAUACAAGAGGACACCGAGGGCCUGAAACAGGACUUUGACAAGCUGCUUGUGGAUCUUAAUGAUGUGCGUCAGAAAUUGGCGAAUCGUCUGGCUCAGCUGGAGGAGAUUUUCAAGCUGUACAAGAUUCUGCUUGAAUGGCUGGAGGAUAUUGAGCCCAGUGUUAAGGCCAGCGAGGAGUAUUUGAAUGACUUGAGCGAAAAGCGUGCUGCACUGGAGAAAUUCCGUGUCACACAACGCGACAUCAAUGGACACAACGAUAUUGUGGAGAAGAUUAAUGUACGCUUGCGUGAGGACAAUAGCUUGGAUAAAAACGAUUUUGCGCCCGGUCUAAGCAAAUUCGAUGAUCUGCAAGGUCAAGUGAACAAGAUCAUUGAGUCGCUGGAGAAUCAGGUUAACAAUCACGAGAAAUACAAGCAGGCCUAUAAUGAGCUACAAGAUUGGCUGCGUCGCACACGCAUCGAGGUGGAGCAGUGCGCUGAUUGCCAUGGCGAAAAGGAUCAAGUGGAGGAUCGUCUCAAUCGUCUUGGCGACAUACAGUCCGCCUCCAUUGAGGGCAAAUCGCUGCUGGAAGCUUGCGAGGAGCUCAGCCAGGCGGUCAUAGCCACCAGCGGCAGCGAGGGCCAAGACAAUGUGGCCCAAGAGAUCAAGCACCUGAAUGGUGAAUGGGAAACGCUGCAGGCUCUGUCCCGAGAUGCGCGCAGCGAUCUUGAAAGCUGUCUCGCCGCUUGGCAGACAUUCCUGCAAAAGUUCAACAAGAUCAAUUUGUGGAUUGUAACAAUGAGCAAGCGCGUUGCCAAAUCACAGGAAGCCGACAAUAAAACCACCGAAGAUUUGGUCAAUGCCAAGAAACUACUCGAUGAGGUUCUGGCCGAGCGAGAAAAUGUCGAGGAUCUCAAUGACAACUGUGAGCUGCUCAUGGAGCAAAGCGCCUGCACUCGCAUACGCGAUCAAACCAUUGAGACUCAGGCCAAUUACACAAAACUGCUGACUUCUGCCCAGGGUCUGGUUGCCAAGAUCGAAAAGAAUCUGUCGGAUCACACCGAGUUCCUCAAUUACAAGAAGGAAAUGGAUGCCUGGAUAGAAAAGGCUCAGCAAGUACUCAACGAUUGCAGCAUCGAUGGUGAUGCUUCAGUUAUUGCACAAAAAUUGGAGACCGUCAAUUCAUUGGCCUCCCACUUGCCCGAGGGCCAGCAUUUGCUGGCCAUGGUGCAGGAUGCCUACUCGAAGGCCUCGAAUAUUACGCCCGAAGAUAAGCAGGAGAAGCUGCGUGAGUUGAUGACCACGGUACGCGAGGACUGGGAUGCAUUGGGUCUGGCUGUCAAGCAGAAGCUAACUGACUUGAAGCAGGCACAAAAUCGUUGGAACGAUUUCGCAGCCAACAAGGAUAAGCUCGAUAAAUGGCUGAUCGAAACAGAGAAGACGCUCAAGACAGCGCCCGAGACCAAGGGUGAGCUGAGCGAGAUGAAGACCCUGUUGGAGCGCUACAAGACGCUCGCCAAUGAGCUCAAGCAGAAGGGCAACGAUCUGGAGCAGCUUAUGUCGGAGGCACGCGAUCUGGGCACCGAGGUGGAUGCCGUCAACCGUUUGCAGUCGCGUUGUGAUAAGCUGAAGAACGACUGCGCCGGCUAUAUCAGAGAUCUGGAGCAGGAGAUGCUCGACUAUAAUGCAUAUCAUCAGAGCCUGCAGGAUGUGGAGAAAUGGCUGCUGCAAAUCUCGUUCCAGCUGAUGGCCCACAAUUCGCUCUUCAUUUCAAAUCGUGAACAAACGCAAGAGCAAAUUAAACAGCACGAGGCGCUGCUGGGCGAGAUCCAAAAGUAUCAGACCAAUUUGGAUGACCUGAAUGCCAAGGGUCAGGCACAAAUUAAACGCUAUGAGCCGACAACGCCUGGCAUACGGCCAACCGUGGAGUCACAGCUAAAGAACAUACAGGACAGCUACAAUUCGCUGCUGCAGACAUCUGUACAAAUCAAGAAUCGCCUGCUCGAGUCGCUGGCCAAGUUCCAGGAGUACGAGGACACGCUGGACAACAUCAUGCGCAAUCUGGAGGCCUAUGAGCCAAUCAUACAAACUGAACUGGACGCACCAGCCACGAGCUUGGAGUUGGCGCAGAAUCAGCUCAAGUGUGCCCAGGAUAUGCAAAAUAAACUGAACAAUGAAAAGUCUAGGCUGGCAGCAGCCGUCCAGGCAUGUGAAGCAGCCACAGCAUCCAUAAGCCGACCAAGCUCCCCCCUGGAGACAGCUAUGCAUGCCAUACCCGAACGCGAACUGAUCGUGCGCGCCAAGCUGGAAGAUCUGCUGGAUCAGGUGCAAUCCCACUUGGGUGGUUUGACUGCAUCCGUUGGCGAACUGGAGCAACAGCAGAAGCAGCGCGCCGAGCUGCAGGAUUGGGUCAAGCGGCAACAGAGCUCUGUCUCUGAUUGGCUAAUGCGACCAUGCAAGCUGCGUCCAGAGGCCGCACAGCAGGAACUGGUUGCCAUGAAUGAUCUAUUGAAUUCCAUUGGUGACAAGCGCUCGCAGCUGAUGCUCGAAAUGACAGGAUCACUGGGAGAUGAGGAUACGGAUCUGGAUGACAACAUUGACAAGCUGGAAUCGGAGCUCAUGGACGCGAUUGCCAAGAAGCAGGCGGGCCAAAAUGUCAUCGAUGGCUAUCGCCAGGGCAUGCAGGAUGUGCAGAACUGGUUUGAUACGUUGAUCAAGCGCAUGGAUGUGCUGGAUCGCGGCUCUGGCCUCAAUUGUGCCCAGAAAAUGGCAGCCAUCAAUGAGAUAAAGAACGAAUACGAGCUACAGGGCCAUCCCAAGAUACAGGAGCUCAAGGGCAAGGCCGCGCAGGUGGCUGAGGUUAUCAGCAAUCUGGAUGGGCAACAGGUGGAGGAGCAAAUGAAGUCGUUGGAUCGUCGCUUUGCCGAUCUGGGCAAGCGCAUUGAUCGCAAGGCGCAGCUGUUGGAUGUGACCAACAAGGGCGUGGAUGGUGCCAAGGGUGAAAUUGACCAACUGCAGCAAUGGGUGAAGCAGCAAAUCGAAGAGCUGCAAGCGCCAGCCGCACUGGGCUAUUCGCCCAAAGAUGCCGAGGCGCGCCAGCAAAAGAUCAAGAGCCUGAUGAAGGACGCGGAGGCAAAGCAAUCGCUGGCCGAUGUGCUGGACAAGCGCAUAGCCAACAUGCAGCCCGAACUGGAAUCGGCGGAAUAUGCCCAACUGGAGUCGGCGUUGCGUAACCUAAAUAGCGAGAAUCGCAAUUUGUCUGGAGUGCUAAAGGCUGAACUGGAUCGCGCCCUGGAGGCGAGCAAGGCACGCAAAGCGCUGGAGAACGAUCUGGACAAGGCGCGUCAAUGGCUGAAGGCCAAAAUCUCUGAGGUGCGCAAAUUGCCCGUGUAUCAUCCCCUCACCUCCGCUGAGAUUGAGAAGAAAAUCGCGGAGAAUAAGAAAUACGAUGAUGAUGCCAAGCAAUUCAAUGACAGCGUUCUCAGCGAUGUACAGCGCCAAGCGGCAAACAUCAUGAAGGAUUGUGGCGAUGCGGACAAGGCGGCGUUGCAACAAAUUCUGGAUGAAAUUGCCGCCGACUAUCAGACGCUCAAGGAUGAGAGCGGCAAGCGUGGCAAGUCCCUGGAUGAUCUGCUGCAGGGUCGCAAGGCCUUUGAGGACUCAAUGAAAAAGAUGGGCGACUGGCUGAACGAAAUGGAAACCGCAACCGAAAGUGAACUGCGCACCACCAGCCUGCCAGUGCUCGAGGAGCAGCUGGCCCACUACAAGAAGCUGCUGCAGAAUGCCGAUAAUAUGGGUGGACUGAUCAACGAUGUGUCCGAGCAGGGCAAGAGCAUUUUGCCCACGCUGAGCAAUGCGGACAAGCUGAAGCUCAACGACGACAUCAAGAACAUGAAGGAUCGCUAUGGACGCAUCAAGCAGACCAUCGAUGAUCGCGUCAAUGUGCUGGGUGAUCACAUCAAGAAGUACAAGGAUGCCAAGAACAGACUCGCCGAGUGCAGUCAAUUCCUGGGCAACAUACAGCAGCGUAUGCGCGAACUGAACCGACCCAUUGGCUCCCGAAUCGAGGAUGUGCAGGAUCUGCUGGGCGCCUAUGAGGGCAUACUGAAGGAGCUGAAGGAUACCAAACACAAAAUGGGCGACAUGCAAAUGGAUGAUCUGCCCGAAUUGCAGAGCAUUCUGACACAGCAGGACGAUAUGAUUAAAUUGAUUGAGGAUCAGUUGGCGCAUCUGCGCCAGCUGCUGAUGCUGCGCGAGCAAUUUAUUGCGCUGAUCAAUGAGAUAAUUGCCUUCAUUAUGAAGUACACAGAUGUCAUCAUCGACAUAGAGAACUCGCCAGACAGCCUCGAGGAUAAGAUCAAUAAAUAUGACGAUGUUAUCGUCAAGAUACAGGAAUGCGAGGGCCUCUUGGCGUCGGCCAACGAUAAGGGUCAGAAGAUUGCCUCCGAGGGCAAUGCUGCGGAUAAGAACAGCAUCACCGAGCAGCUGCAAUCCUUGAAGAAUCAGCUGCAGAAUCUACGCAAGGCCGUGGAAUCGCAGCGCCAGAAGCAUCAGCUACAGCUCGAAUCCCACAAGAAGAUGGCCGCUGAUCUGAGCGAAAUACUCGACUGGCUGCACAACAAUGAAGGCAUUGCCAAGUCCCGGCCCCUGCUCGAUCGCGAUCCCGAGUCCGUGGAGCGCGAACUCCAGAAGCAUCACGCCCUGAGCAAGGAUAUCGAUGCCCAACUGCAAAAGUUCAAUCGAAUCAACGAGAGCGUCAAAACGGAUGUGGGCAUGCCCAGCUCACUGCUGGAAAUGCUCUCCGAGGGUCGUUCACUGGUCGCCUCGCUGCCCCAUGAGCUGGAGGAGCGCGAAAAGUAUUUGAAGAACAAUCGCGACUCGCGUCUAGAGUAUAUGCAGCUGGUGGCCAAGUUCAACGAUUGGGUGCACGAGGCUGAGCUGCGUUUGCAGAACAGCCAGCAUGGCAUUGACUACGAGCAUCUGAUGCACGAUCUGGACGAGCACAAGAUCUUCUUUGGCAACGAAGCGCCCAUACGCAAUCUGGUGCACAAGCAAAUCCAGGAGGCAUCCGACAAGAUUUGGUCCUCGCUCAAAAGCUACGAGCAGUCCGAGCUGUCGGCCGAGCUAACACAGUUCCAGAACAAGCUGGCCAACACCUUGGCCAAUGCCAAGACCCAGCAAAGCGAACUGGAUAAGGAAGCGGAACGCUGGCGCGAAUAUCAACAGUCCAUCGAUCGCGUCAAGGCCACCAUUGAGCGCACCAAGUUCAACGAUGAGCCCGUCCAGAAUCUGGCUGGCCUGCACUUUAAUAUUCAGAAGUUGUCGCAUGCCAUUGGCAAUGUACAGAGCCAAAACAGUGACCUGUCGCUAGUGAAUCAGCAGGCGCAAUCGCUCAUACGCCAAGCGGACGCACGGAAUCGCCAACUGAUUGAGCAGGAUAACGCUGCCCUAAACCGUGACUGGCAGGACCUGGUGCAUAGCCUGGAGCAGAGGCGCGACAAGUUGCAACAGUUGGCCGAGCAUUGGGAUAGCUUUGAGAACGGCUUGCACGGCUGGGAGAAAGCAUUAGGUCGCUUGGAGGAUAAGUUCCGAAAUGUCGAUCCAACUGUAAGGUCGCGACGUCAUUUGGAAGAUACAAAGAAUGCCAUUCAGGAACUGCGUGAAGAAUCAAAUGAACUUAAAUCAUCACAUAAAGAAAUCGAGGCGCUCUCAAAAUCCAUCCUCACAUUCCUUGGGGAAGUACACAAACCCUCGGCGGAGGCCAUACAGGCCAAAGUGGAUAAGUUAGUCGAACAGCAAUCAAAAUUGAACGAUACGCUACGCGAUAAGGACCAACAGGUUAGCAAGGAUCUCGAGGAGAUCGAGCAAGUGUUCCGCCGCAUCUCACAGCUGCAGGACAAAUUGAACGCACUACACGAACAACUGCAGUCGGUACACGUCUACGACGAGCAUAUUGCCCAAACGGAACAGGUCCUCAUCACACUCAAUAGCCAGGUGCAGCAGGCCGGCGAGGAGAGUCGUGCGCUGAUUGCGCAAACCCAAGCGCUCUAUCAGACCAAACAGAAUCAGCUGCCCAGCGAUAUUGCCCAGGAAUUUACCGCACUUGAACUGUUAGCGGAACGCGUACAGGUGGCCAUGGAGACCAAAGAGAAGGAUUUCAAGCGCGCCAAGACCGUGCGCACCGACUAUUUGGCCGGUGUGGAUGAGAUCCAACGCUGGCUGCUGCAGGCCGAGGUCCAGGUGCAGGAGCGCACACUGGAGCCGACACAAAUGAAGGAGCUGCUGCAGCGCAUCAAUCAGGAAAUUGGCGCCAUCUAUGAACGAUUCACGCUGGUCAAGACCAACGGUCAGCUGAUCAUUGAGAACUGUCGCAACAGCGAGGAGAAGACGCUGGUGCAAUCGACCAUUGAUCAGCUGGCCGCGCAGCUAGCCCAAGUUCGUGGCUGGUUGGAUGAGAAGAAGCAGGCUGUUGGCGACAGCCUCGAUGCCUGGACACGGUUCAUGAAUCUGUAUCAGAUUGUCAUGUCCUGGGUGGCGGAUAAGCGCACGUUCAUUGAUCAAACCAUCGAGCUGCGCACCCUGCCCGAGGCCCGAACCAAACUGAACGACUAUGCGGCGGCUGUGAAGAGUAUUAAACCGAUUGUGAAGCAUUUGAGCGAAAUGGAUAAGGAACUGGAACACAUUGGUCAAGUGACGACCGUGGGCGAUCUCAAGGAUAAGCUGCAGCAGGCCGAGGAUGCGAAGAUAGCCGUGGAAGCAGUGCUGCUGGAGAGGAACUCACUGCUGCAGGAGGCCUGCGAGGAGUGGGAUCAAUGCGAGCGCAAGAUCAAGGACAUACGCGCCUGGCAUGAGAAGACCAAACAAACAUUGGACUCCUCGCCACAGCAAAAGAAGCCGCUGCGCGAUCAAUUGGGCUACUGUGAAAAGACUCUGGCCGACAUAAAUGUGCAAAAAACCAAACUGAGAUUGUCUAUUGAAAAACUGGAGGUACACUUCCGCAACGGCAUGGGCGGUGAUCCGCGCCUGAGCGAGAAUGUUGAUGAUUUGGUGCGCGUGCUCGAUGGUCUGGGCGAACUGGUCAAAGCCAAAUCUCAGAGUCUCGAGCAGACGCUAGCCCAAAUCGAUGUCUAUCAACAGCAAAUGCAAACGCUGCGCCAGCGUAUUAUACAGGAGGAGCAGCAGCUGCGUCUGGUCAUGGCGCCCACGUACUUGCCGCACGAUCGUGAGCGCGCAUUAGCCGAGCAACAGGCAAUGCGACAAUCAAUCGAUGGCAUGCAGCAAAACUACGACGCAUCCGCCGCCCAAUCCUAUGCUCUGGAUCCACAUUCAGUGGUAACCACUUCAUCGACUGUCUCGUUGCUUAUGAAGCCAACGGCAGUAGGUCUAACCUAUGCUGAAGUGUUAUCAGGACAUGCGAGUCCGGUAAGCGGUAAUGAAACGGCGACGAACCCCAGACACGAAAAGCAAGAAAAACCCGACACGACCACGACCCUGACAACGACAACGACAAGGCAACAACAACAACCACAACCACCACAAACGAACUCAAACCAGCAGCAAACGCAAAUCACAACAAAGACAACAACAACAUCUACAAUGACAACCACCGUACGCACGCACGAGGAUGAGCAAACGCAAGAGGAACCACUGACCACAGUGCUUUAUCAGCGGAAUCAACGUGUUUCACCACCCAGCAGCACCAAUGCCACGUCAGACUAUGAGGAUGCAUCAUUGAUGCCGGUUGUCGGUGCCACCCAAUUGAAAAUUGAAACGACCAGCAGCACCACAACAGUGGAUCAACCAGUUGCUAGCAUCGUCAGCAAUCCGAACAGUCAGUUUAUUGAAAUGGAGCGUAAUCAGCAGCAUUUGAACACGGGUAAGAAAUUGCAGCCACCGCGUCCCGAACGCCGUGGACGUUCGCCCAGACGCAGACGCGAACCACAAACCACAAUACAGGUGGAUACAACGACACAACUGGAACAGCAAUCCCAACCACAACAGCAGCAACAAUAUCAACACCAACACCAACAUCUUUAUCUGCCACACGAGGAUCGCGCGCGUUCACGUAGCCCCAUGUGGGUGCCGGGUUCCACAUCUUAUGCGGAGGUUUUGCGUGGCAUGGAAUUGGAGCGUUUGCAGGCCGAAGAGCUGGCGCGGCAAGCGGCUCAGCCGCAUACGGAUCUAACCAUACAGGAUGUGGUAGAUGCUAGCGCUGCAGCGGCCAACAUUUAUGUGCCACAAUCCGAACCGGAGCAGCAUCAACCGCAGCUGGAGCAGUUCAUUGGUGAGCCCAACACGGAGCUUAGCUAUGCUCAACUUGAUCAGAAGCAGCCGCAGCCGCAGCCGCAGCUGCCCAACUAUGAGGUGCCCAUGAGUGCGGAGGAGAUCACCGCCACCUACUUGCAGCCAGAUCCACAGCUAUAUCAGACAAUGUAUGAGAAUGUGGCCGAUAGCGGCCAGUGGGGCUAUGUUGCGGAGCAAAGUGGCGAGCCACAGCCCCAAAAUUAUUAUGAUCAGAUCAUGCAGAUGCAGUAUCCCAUACAAUAUCAGCCUGUGGCGGUACCACCAACAACAACGCAGUACCAGCUGCUAGCUUAUCAGCCAGUUGCUCAAGCGGAGACUUACCCCACGGUAUACACAACGGAGUCCUCACAGAUCUAUUAUGCCCAACAGCCGCAAGAGUACACGCAGGAAUAUGCCCAAGAGCAGCAGCAACAGCAGCAGCAGCAGCGGCAAACGGAAAUAAAUCAAUACGUGCCUGUCUAUCAACCAGAAAUUGUUGAUCAGGCUUAUCUGCUGGAGCCAUACCGCACGGAUGUAAAUCCGACAACCACAUCGACAACAGGUAAUAGCGUGCUUGAUCGUGUGGUAACUACUCUCGCAUCGAUGGUGCAACAAAGUGCGGAGCCUCUGACCACGUGCACCCAACAAAUACAGGCAACUAUUGUAACGCCACAUAAUACUCAGGAACAGGUGCCACCACCACAGGUGGUGUUCAUUGAGGAACAUGUGCAAAUGCUGCGACCUGUGGAGCCGCAAGAGUUUGAAAUGAAUGAGCCACGUCCCGACAUUACCUUUGGUCAGUUUGAUGUCGAUGCGAUUGAGACGAUACCCGUUGAAGUAUCUCAACCACAGCCUCAACUACAACAGCAACAACAGCCACAUCAGACCGUAACCACAACAAGAUAUGUGGAGGAAACGAUUAUCUCGCAACCGAUACAGCCAACUGUGAUAGCACAAACGAUUGUCGCAGCUCCAGAUAGUUUCGUCGUCCGUCCCCGAGUGCAACAGCCGAUUCAAAAUGUGUAUCAGCAACAACAAGAUAACAGUACUGGCAGCACCUAUGCCGAAGUGCUCUUUGGCCAACAGCAUAGAUCACAUCCAGUUUUCCAGCCAUCCAGUCAACAGCAACAGAUUCCAGUACGUGUAGCGGCACCCAUGUCGCAAAUUCGCAAUGCUGAACAUGCACCAACAACCACCACCACAAAGCAUACAACAAGCACUACGGUGAUUAAGAACCAGCACGGUAGGUGGACGGAAAAGUCCGAUGAAAACUCUGAGGCAAAGAUGCCGAAGCCAAAACGACAGCGACAUGAACCACAGCCUGAGCCAUUGCCCAUUAAGGUAAGCAGCAGGAAAGAUCACAAAACAGGUAGAAAACACAAAUCUCCAGAAACAAAUGGUGGGGCGCACAGUCAUGUGGAGAGUGUGCCUGCAUCAAAGGUAAUUUUCGUCGAGGAGAUGCACAAGCCGGAACCAAAAACCAGAAAAUCUAAAAAGAGCAAGCAUUCAUCUGAAAACUCUUCGGAAACAACGAUUUCAAACAAACAGAUUGUUGAGCCGGUCAGGGUAGCUUCUCCAGUUAAGGAGGAAAGGCAAACUGCAAAUGUUGUGGAAACGACAACAACCACAAAGAGAACAGCCAACCCGGUGGUUGAAUCCGUCAAACAAAAGGAGAAUCCCAUCGCAAUUGAACCCAAUGACCAAGCGUCUAAUAAGAAGGAUAAAAAGAAGUCUACGACUGUAGUCGAGACGACAACUAUUACGACGAAAUCGGUGGAGCCAAUUGUGAAGGCCACUAAAGAGGAAACUGUUCCUAUUGAACAGCCAAUUGUUGAUAUAGCUCCCAUUGUUACUGCUCCAUCAAGGAAGGACAAAAAGAAACCUAAAGCUCCUGUAGAAACUGCGAGUGUUUGGAAGAAAACAGUGGAUUUUAUUGGAUCAGUGAUCAAUCCAGCCGAACAUGUAGUAGAACCUACUGAUGAUUCCUCGCCAACUGUAUCGGUUCCAUCUAAAACUGAUGGAAGCAAGACAACAACUAUUGUGGAAACUACAACUACUACAACUUCUAAGAACGCAGUUGAGCCUAUCAAAGACGUCAUUAAACACCCAGACAUUGUUAUGGCACCCACUGCUGUUCCAACUCCCGCUGUGUCUACUCCAACUAAAAAGGGUAAAAAGAAGAUAAAUAAUGUCGAAAGCACGACCACUACGAUACCCGAUAAAACAGUUGAGCCUGUCAAGGACGUCGUGAAACCGACAGAAGCAUCAUCGAUCGUUGAACCCACUUCUGAUCAAACUCCAACUGCGCCCACUUCAGCUGAAAAAUAUGAAAAGGCAACAACUAUUGUUGAAACGGAGACCACAACUUUCGAGACCUCCGAGAAAACAGUUAAGCCUAUCGAAGAAGUUAUUAAAUCAACAGAAGAUGUACGUGUAGUGGAACCUAGUGCUGAUCCAAGUCCUGCUGUUUUCUCUCCAGCUAAAAAAGAUAAAAAGCAAUCUACAAAUAUUGUGGAAACUACGACUGUCGUAAAAAACACAGUGGAACCUCUUGUUGAAGUCACUAAGCAGACGGAGGUUUUACCCAUUGAAGAACCAGUUGUCGAAACAACAAUUACUAAGAUUGAGCCUGUUAUCGAAGUCGUGAAAGAAAGCGUUGUUGAAGAGAUUGUAAAACCAACAGCUGAAACUGCUUCUAAAAUCAAUUCUCCAACAAAGAAAGAUGGAAAACGUUCAAAGGUUACGGAGAAGCAAACAAUUACGGCGCAACCCGAAGUGAAGGCAGACGAAUCAAAUAAAAUCGAUAUUGUUCAGCAUGUUACCUUUACUGAACCUCUUGUUGUGGAGCCUGAGGAGACUGUUUAUAGAUCUACUCAAACAUUCGAGCCAACUACAGUAUCAAGUAUCGAAACGGAUGAAUCAAUACUAGAAAGCGAACCUGUAGUAACAACCUCUACCAACACGAUUUCCACAGAAAGCGGCACCACUACAAUUACUACCAGGACCAUAACAAAGCAUAUUACCAAGCGCAUAGUGAAGCGCAUUGUCGAUGGUAGAGAGGAAAUUGUUGAGGAAGAUGUAAUCGAUGAUUUGCCCGAAGAAAAUAUAUCCGUAGAGCAAUUCGACCUGCCUUUAAUGGAAACAACAAGUACAGUGCCUGGCAGCAUUAUCGUUCCUGGAAUAACUUCAGCUCAGGAUACAACUGUUGUUCAGGGCGGUUCCAUUACGAAAACUACAAUAACCAAGACGAAGCGUAUCCUUAAGCGCAUUACCGCCGAUGGAGAGGAAGUUGUCGAAGAAGUAUAUGAGGAUGAGCCCGAAGUGGAACGAGACAUAACAUUGCUUCCGACUACAGUGCUCACUACUAGGAACGUUACCGAACUGGAUCAGCCGGCUGGAUCACAAGAAGCUAUCCUCGAUGCUGCACAUCACGCUGUUGAAGAAAUUGUAAGCGAAGCCGAGAAAGUAAUUAUUUCCGAGCCACAAAAGCCACCGCGUAAGGAUAAAAAGGAACCGGUUGUCGCGGUUGAACCCGAGCAGAAACCACAAAAGCCCAGCAGAAAGGAUAAGAAGAAGAAACAAAAGAAAUCCGAAAGCGAGGAAAUCAUAGAAAAACCUGCAAGUCCCAUUGUGCAAAACGUAGCCGAAAUUAUCGAGCCACAAGCACCACUAGAAACCACAGAGCCCCUGAAUACAACAAGUGCAAUUACAACCGACGAGAAACAAACUCAGUCAUCCGAUGGAUCUGUUAUCAGCGAUGAUGGCAGUCUUAUCAAAACCACCGUCAUACGUACAACUAAAAUCGUGAAAAAGAUCAACCAACAAGAUAGUCAGGAAAUGUCCACGUCAACGUAUUCGGAUGUACCUUCGCUGGAUUCCUAUGAACUUGCCGAGGAAGCUGCAGAACAGCCCAAAGUAGAGAAGUCCGAAAUGAAUAGUCGUGAGGUUAGCGAUGAAGGUGUAGUUAAGACAACUAAAACCACGACCAUACGCACGAUCAAGAAUGCUAAGGCUGACGCUGAAAAAGAACCUGUCACCGAACCCGUUGGUGAUGUGGAGAUUUCACCCGAAACAAAAUCAUCUGUAGAGGCUAUACAAGCUGAUGACGAUUCGGUGCUAAAAACAACAAUUGUGCGUACAACGAAAAUAAUCAAGAAAAUUACGCAAGACUCUGACACUACCAGUGAUAACAGUAGUACAUCAGAGCCAGCCUUGGAAACAGUUGAAACCAUUAUUCAGGAGGCACCAAUAGUAGCCGAAUCGGUUACCACCGAAUCAAAUAGUGAGGGUAUUACGAAAACUAUAACCACGCGAACUACGAAGGCCGUAAAUAAGACAACAGUUGAGAGUGCAAAUGAGCCUGCAGCUCCCGAACCCGAACCAUCUGCUGAGCUACUACUCAUAACGCCGAAGCCUACAGAAGCGGUGAAGAGUAACAAUAUAAAGUCAACCACGCUUGAUUUCAUAGCCUCUGAAAAGCAAACUGCAGAGCCUGUACCCGAGAAAAAGUCGCGUAAAUCAAAGAAGCACAAUAAGCAGAAGGAAGCUCCAGUAGCGGCUGAGCCCAACCUAACUGAAGAGAUUCAAGACCUUGCUACAGUCCAAAAUGAACCUCAACAAGAUGUUAUAAUAACUGAGGCAUUAGUAUCUGAACCUCUCGAUGACAAUGUUGGAAGUGAUGUGGUUAAAACAACAAUCACGAGAACGACUAAGAUUGUUAAGAAGGUGGCACAAAAUGUUGAUAAUCAGAGCAUUAGCGAAAUUCAAGAUAAUCAGAAACCCGUUGAGCCCACGCUGGUUGCUGCUGAACCAAUUAAUGAGGAAGCUGGUGGUGUAACUAAAACAACAACCGUGCGUACGACGAAAAUUGUGAAGAAAAUGAACGAAGAUGGCGAAACAACAACAGAGAGCAGCACAACAAGUGAGCCAAUCACUGUGCGCGAGUCCUCUCCAACAAUAUCAGAAAUACCCAGUGAAACUUCAACUACAUCUAGUCAAAUUGAUGGGGCUAUAAUCAAGACAACGACAAUUCGUACAAUGCGUAUAACAAAGCGCAUUACAAAUGACGGACGUAUAGUUUUGACUGAAAGCGACACACCUAGCGAUGUUAUUGUUACAUCUAGUAUUGAAAUGCCCGAUCAAAGAUCAACAAGUCCCAUUGUAUCUUCGGGUACAAGGUCGGAGGCAGCUUCACCAGUUGUCACGACAAGCACCGAAACUAAAGUUGCUAAUGUUGGUGUCAAUAUUGAGUUGGGUAUUAAGGACACAGCAGGCAAAUCUGGUGUUAAGGUUGUAGAUAUUAAGACAACUGAACUACCGACUGUUAACACAGAACAUACUUCGUCGAACGGGGUAACUGAAACAGACCGCAUUGCCACUACAACUACGACAACUACCAAAAAUACAAUCCUUACAACGACACAACGACGUAGCUUCGAAACCGAAGAUGGCACAAAUGUUCUUUUCGUUGGGGAAGGCAUUGACGGAGCCUAUCCACCAGGCACUGUUCAGAAAAUUUCUUUAAUUACUCAUGAAGAGAAGCUAAAGACUCCUAUCGUGAAAAUGCACCUAGAUUUUCCGGAGGUUAGUCUGCGCGUUACUGAGACUGUGACUGAAAACGUAGAGUCCUUGCAGAGAACGGCCGAAACUAGUGCGACUUCCAUAGUUGAGUUUACAGACUCCAAGCCAGAAAUAGUUGAAGCGGUUGAGGUUAGCAUUUCAGAUUCUUUGAAACAGGAACAGGAAGAACAAGUUGCUAUGGCAGAUACGACAGAGCAGGUUGAUAAGCCGAAGGCAGUAGAAAAGAGUAGUGAACCCCCAUCUGACUUAAGUCCAGAAGAGCAAAAACUGUUCGAAGACAUUCAAAAGAAACUGUCAAAGAAAGAUAAGAAAAAACGACCCGCGAUUCCCGAAGAGUUCAUUAAGCAAGAAACAAUUCAGGUUCUCGUUGAAGAAAGUAAAGCGCAAUUAGUGCAGAAUAUUUGUCAAGAUCUAUCAUUGAUUUCGAAAGCAAAUACCACUGGGCACGCCAAGGCUGAAAUACUUUACCAUGAGAAAAUGCAAGAAACGCCUGAAAUUCCUCCUCAAAAUACUCAAGUAGAAACGCAAAUUGAUAUUCCAUGUGAAGCUCAGUUAUCCCCAGUCCCUACUAAUAUUGCUAAACAAAUUGCUCCUGCCAAGCCAAGCGCAUUAACUGCCGAAGCAUUUGUGGUUAACACGGUAAGCACUUCAAAUAUCACUAAUAUACAAACUCCUACUCCAGCUGAAAAGAUUUAUGAAAUUCCCAAAUACAAUUUAUCUCAAUUUAAUAUUGCUGAGAGUCAAUAUCACAUAAUUAAUUCUAAGCCCGUGAAUGUAGAAACUCUCUUACCUGCGUCAUCCAAUGAAGAGAACCAGACUGUUGAGACUUUACCGGUUGUGAGUACGGUUGAUUCUGUUAUUACGGAAACUGUGGUGGGUACCUCUUCCGAAAAUCUAAAACAAUUACCCACUGAAAAAGUAUAUGAAAUUCCCAAAUACAAUUUAUCUCAAUUUAACAUUGCUGAGAGUCAAUAUCACAUAAUCAAUUCUAAGCCUGUGAGUGUAGAAACUCCCUUACCUACGCCAUCCAAUGAAGAGAACCAGACUGUUGAGACUCUACCGGUUGUGAGUACGGUUGAAUCUGUUAUUACAGAAACUGUGGUGGCUACCUCUCCCGAAAAUCUGAAACCAAUUUCAACUGAAAAAGUAUAUGAAAUACCUAAGUACGAUAUACGUUUAUAUAAUAAUGCUGAGGGUUAUUAUCACAUAUACAAAACGAAAUCCGAAGAGACAUCAUUGCUUACACCAAGUGAUAAGCCACUCUCAAACGUUGAAGAGCACAUACCGCGCACUGAAGAGAUUUUACCAAUUCAAAGUUCCCCAACAACAGCCAUUACCACAACUGUGGAUACUUCUAAUGAGUUUGCACCUCAAAAACAAAAUAUUGAUGAUAUUCCUUCUGUCUACAACUUUGAAGUUCCAAAAUAUAACACUAUAGGCCAAAGCUACGCCGAAAAUCUAUACAGACAAAACCUAAACAAAUAUGAAGAAAUCCCAACACCGACUGCUCCUGAAACAUUUGAAGCAACAAUAGUCGAAUUAAGCGAGGUUCCAAUAGGACCGUCAACUAAUAUCAACAAUGUUAAAACAACUACCGUUCCUGAACGCGCUACUACAAAAACAGUCGUUGAGCCUGAAAAGGUUCUUGAAUCUUCCGUAUCAGAAGAUACCAAGACAACAGUUACAGUCACAACAACAACUACUGUCAAGGAAACUGUCAGCGAAUCUGUACUACCAGUUGAGCCAAAGGCUGUGGAACCGGAACAGAAACCCGAGGAGCCCAAGAAACCAGCAUAUGCUGGGCUGCCCGUAGAUGAGUCAAGCACUGCCUGGAUGGACGUCAUGGACGAGCCAAUGACUUUCUCAGACGAGGAAGAAGAACCAACCAAGGAAGCCCCAGUUGAAAAGGCACCUGUUCUUGAACCCAUUACAAUAACAACAACAGAAACAAUCAUUGAGCCAGAAAAGGUUCUUGAAUCUUCUGUGUCAGAAGACACCAAGACAACUGUUACAGUCACAACAACAACUACUGUGAAGGAAACUGUCAGCGAAUCUGUACUACCAGUUGAGCCAAGGGCUGUGGAACCCGAGAAGAAACCCGAGGAGCCCAAGAAACCAGCAUAUGCUGGGCUGCCAGUAGAUGAGUCAAGCACUGCCUGGAUGGACGUCAUGGACGAGCCAAUGACUUUCUCAGACGAGGAAGAAGAACCAACCAAGGAAGCCCCAGUUGAAAAGGCACCUGUUCUUGAACCCAUUACAAUAACAACAACAGAAACAUUCAUUGAGCCCGAAAAGGUUCUUGAAUCUUCUGUGUCAGAAGACACCAAGACAACUGUUACAGUCACAACAACAACUACUGUGAAGGAAACUGUCAGCGAAUCUGUACUACCAGUUGAGCCAAAGGCUGUGAAACCCGAGGAGCCCAAGAAACCAGCAUACGCUGGGCUGCCAGUAGAUGAGUCAAGCACUGCCUGGAUGGACGUCAUGGACGAGCCAAUGACUUUCUCAGACGAGGAAGAAGAACCAACCAAGGAAGCCCCAGUUGAAAAGGCACCUGUUCUUGAACCCAUUACAAUAACAACAACAGAAACAUUCAUUGAGCCCGAAAAGGUUCUUGAAUCUUCUGUGUCAGAAGACACCAAGACAACUGUUACAGUCACAACAACAACUACUGUGAAGGAAACUGUCAGCGAAUCUGUACUACCAGUUGAGCCAAAGGCUGUGAAACCCGAGGAGCCCAAGAAACCAGCAUACGCUGGGCUGCCAGUAGAUGAGUCAAGCACUGCCUGGAUGGACGUCAUGGACGAACCAAUGAUAUUCUCUGAUGAAGAAGAACCAGCCAAGGAAGCCCCAGUUGAAAAGGUACCUAUUCCUGAACCCGUUACAACGGUUACAGUCACAACAACAACUACUGUGAAGGAAACUGUCAGCGAAUCUGUACUACCAGUUGAGCCAAAGGCUGUGGAACCCGAGAAGAAACCCGAGGAGCCUAAGAAACCAGCAUAUGCUGGUCUGCCCGUAGAUGAGUCAAGCACUGCCUGGAUGGACGUCAUGGACGAACCAAUGACAUUCUCUGACGAAGAAGAACAAACCAAGGAAGCCCCAGUUGAAACGGAAGCUGUUUCUGAACCCAUUACAAUAACAACUACAGAAACAUUCACUGAGCCCGAAAAGGUUCUUGAAUCUACGGUGUCAGACGACACCAAGACAACUGUUACAGUCACAACAACAACUACUGUGAAUGAAACUGUCAGCGAAUCUGUACUACCAGUUGAGCCAAAGGCUGUGGCACCCGAGAAGAAACCCGAGGAGCCCAAGAAACCGGCAUAUGCUGGCCUGCCCGUAGAUGAGUCAAGCACUGCCUGGAUGGACGUCAUGGACGAGCCAAUGACUUUCUCUGACGAAGAAGAAGAACCAAGCAAGGUAGCCCUAGUUGAGACGGCACCUAUUCCUGAACCCAUUGCAAUAACAACAACAGAAACAUUCACUGAACCAGAAAGGGUUCUUGAAUCUUCUGUGUCAGAAGACACCAAGACAACAGUUACAGUCACAACAACAACUACUGUAAAGGAAACGUUCAGUGAAGCUCAAGAGAAACACAGUGAACCUGAAAAGAGUCCAGUCUAUUCCAGCUUGACACUUGAGGGGCCAAUUGAUACAUGGUCUAGCGUCUUGGAGGAAUCCGCCCCAAGCUCAGGAAGUAUUGUUUUCACGUCAACGUUAUCUGCCGAUGCUCCGGAGUUUACGCCUUCCUAUCUUAGGCAUGCAUAUGCCGAUCAAACACACACAUUCCUUGCCAAUGAGAGAGUUUAUAACGAAUUCAUUCCACGAAGUAGAGCAGAGCAAUCGAUCCCAGUUACAAAGAAGCCGAAGAAAGUAAAACCAGCUAAGCGUCCAAAGAAACCGGCUGAAGAGACUCAAGAAGAUCCAAUUAUUCCUCCAGUUCCGCCGACAUUUGUUUUAGAUUCAGAUCAGACAGUUGAGCCAAGUGUGUGGGAAAGUAAUCGAGACGGAAAGUCCUACGCAGAUGUUUUGUUUAGCUCAAGCGAUAGUAGUGAGACACAAGCUUCUGAAAAGCCUGUAAUUGUACAAGGACCAAAACAAGACGUAGUUAAGUCCUUGCCAAAGACUGAUAAGCCAAAGGAGCAUAAGAAGAAGCAAAAUCAAGAAAAACAGAAGCCUGCGGAAUAUAUCCAAGAAAGUUUGAGCACUGGCUCCUCAAAGCCUGCCACCACAAGCUCCAAGGAACCAUCAUCUGACGAGCAGGACGUUGUAAAAACAUCUGAAAUGAGCUGGUCUGCUUUAGUUCAAAGACCUGGUGAAUGGACCGAUAACACACUAGUCCAAAAGAAAGCAUUGCAUCCAGACACUAUACCAGAUGACAAGAAACCCAAAAAGGAAGAGAAACCAGAACGAAAACCUACCAAAACAAAGAAAUCUAAAAAAUCAAAGAAACCGAUUCAAGAUCAAACUUCGACCACUUCUGAGGAUGAAAAGAAUGAACCUGAAUUACCAACGACUUUGACUCAUACAAAGACAAUAAUAAAAGCGGAGACAAUGAAAAAACCAGAGGAAAAUCUGGAACCCCAAAAAUCUCAGGAGCCCGAAACCAGCGGCUUUUCGUGGGCUUCGCUUGUAAAAAGACCAGGGGAGUGGGUUGACACAACUGUGACCCAUAUUAAGACUGCAUUGACAACUUCAACGGAAAAAGUAGAACCAGAUCGUCAUGAACAAGAAAAACCACGCAAGAGUCGGCAACAAAAGAAGAUAGAACGAAUCGAGCCUAAAAAACAACAAGUACCAGAAAAAGAGGAAACCAUAUCUAAAUCAACUCUUAAGAAAGAGGUUCCAAUCGAAAGUGAACCAGAAAAGCAGACAAUUGUUGAAAAGCCGGCGGCAAGUACUACUGAUACGUUUUCUUGGGCAGCUUUGCUUAAAAAGCCUGGUGAUUUCGUAGAUGACAUAGCCUCCCGCAAAAAGCCAACUGCCAUUGCGAAAGAGGAACCAAAACCAGAACUUAAGUCGCGGAAAGAACGUAAGGCUCCCAAGAAAGUAUUUAGGACCGAAACAGAUGAAAAGAAAACGACCGAGCCUAAGUCUAGAAAGGUGGAAAGUAAUGUUGUCUCAACAUCUGAUGACAGUGAUGUCAUUGAGACGUCAUCAUCUCCAACUCAUGAAAGCGAGGUGACAACUUGGGCCAAGAUCGCCAGUCAAAUAGAUAAAAUGACUGAUUUGCCACCCAAGGAAAAGCAGGAGGUUAAACAAAAGUUAGCAGAGCCUGUAAGACACCAUGUGAAAGUAGAUCGUACUGAAAAGAAAAAGGCAUCAGCAAAGGAAAACACUCGUCACCAAGAUCAACACACCGGCUCUUGGGCUUCAGUUGUAAGCCAGAAAACUAUUGACUUUAUAGAAACGGAGAAGGUGAUUCCAAAGUCAGUUGCUGUUAAAAAGGCAGAAAUAUCUGUGGAGCCUCAGUUAGUUUCUGAAUUCCCAUCAGCCGGCAUUCCUGACAACCUCGAAGACAAAACACAUAAGUCGUGGGCUGAUAUGAUUGAUGACGGUGCUGAUGAUUUUGUUGUCGAGCACAAAUCCUGGAAAGAAUUAAUUGAAGAAGAAGUGGAAAUUCCUCUCCUUGCUGAAAAUGGAGAUGAAGCGAACAUUAAUAAAAUAAUCGACACCAUCCAAGAAAUGAAAUCUGAUAUUUCUCUAAAGGAGGAGCCCACCCAAAAGCCUUCGGCUGUUUCCAAAAAACCUAGGGAAGCGGUCAACAAAUCUGCAGUACCAGAAACAUCAAGCGACAUUCAACGACAUUCAACUGAACCUGAAAUGGUUCUCGUCUCGUCUAUUCCUGAAGACACAACAACAGCUAUAACAGUCACAACAACAACAACUACUGUGAAGGAAACUGUCUGCGAAUCUAUACCACCUGUAGAGCCUCAGGUUGUGGAACCCGAGAAGAAACUCGAGGAGCCCAAGAAACCAGCGUAUGCUGGCCUGCCCGUUGAUGAGUCAAGCUCCGCCUGGAUGGACGUCAUGGACGAGCCAAUGACAUUCUCUGACGAAGAAAAAGAACCAUCCAAGGAAGCCCCAGUGGAAAAGGCACCUGAGCCAGUUACAACAUCAACUACAGAGACAGUCAUGGAAUCUUCUGUGUCAGAAGACACCAAUACAACUGUUACAGUCACAACAACAACUACUGUGAAGGAAACUGUUAGCGAAUCUAUAGUACCAGUAGAGGCAAAAUCUGUGGAACCGGAGAAGAAACCCGAGGAGCACAAGAAACCAGCUUACGCUGGCCUGCCCGUAGAUGAGUCUAGCACUGCCUGGAUGGACGUCAUGGACGAGCCAAUGACUUUCUCAGACGAGGAAGAAGAACCAACCAAGGAAGCCCCAGUUGAAAAGGCACCUAUUCCUGAACCCACUACAAUAACAACAACAGAAACAUUCACUGAGCCAGAAAAGGUUCUUGAAUCUUCUGUGUCAGAAGACACCAAGACAACUGUUACAGUCACAACAACAACUACUUUCAAGGAAACUGUCAGCGAAUCUGUACUACCAGUUGAGCCAAAGGCUGUGGAACACAAGGAGCCCAAGAAACCAGCAUAUGCUGGGCUGCCAGUAGAUGAGUCAAGCACUGCCUGGAUGGACGUCAUGGACGAACCAAUGACAUUCUCUGAUGAAGAAGAACCAUCCAAGGAAGCCCCAGUUGAAAAGGUACCUAUUCCUGAACCCGUUACAACAUCAACUGCAGAGACAGUCGUUGAGCCUGAAAAGGUUGAAUCUUCGGUGUCAGACGAUACCAAGACAACGGUUACAGUCACAACAACAACUACUGUGAAGGAAACUGUCAGCGAAUCUGUACUACCAGUUGAGCCAAAGGCUGUGGAAGCCGAGAUGAAACCCGAGGAGCCCAAGAAACCAGCAUAUGCUGGGCUGCCAGUAGAUGAGUCAAGCACUGCCUGGAUGGACGUCAUGGACGAGCCAAUGACUUUCUCAGACGAGGAAGAAUCAACCAAGGAAGCCCCAGUUGAAACGGAACCUGUUCCUGAACCCAUUACAAUAACAACUACAGAAACAUUCACAGAGCCCGAAAAGAUUCUUGAAUCUUCUGUGUCAGAAGACACCAAGACAACUGUUACAGUCACAACAACAACUACUGUGAAGGAAACUGUCAGCGAAUCUGUACUACCAGUUGAGCCAAAGGCUGUGGAACCGGAACAGAAACCCGAGGAGCCCAAGAAACCAGCAUAUGCUGGGCUGCCCGUAGAUGAGUCAAGCACUGCCUGGAUGGACGUCAUGGACGAGCCAAUGACUUUCUCAGACGAGGAAGAAGAACCAACCAAGGAAGCCCCAGUUGAAAAGGCACCUGUUCUUGAACCCAUUACAAUAACAACAACAGAAACAUUCAUUGAGCCAGAAAAGGUUCUUGAAUCUUCUGUGUCAGAAGACACCAAGACAACUGUUACAGUCACAACAACAACUACUGUCAAGGAAACUGUCAGCGAAUCUGUACUACCAGUUGAGCCAAGGGCUGUGGAACCCGAGAAGAAACCCGAGGAGCCCAAGAAACCAGCAUAUGCUGGUCUGCCCGUAGAUGAGUCAAGCACUGCCUGGAUGGACGUCAUGGACGAACCAAUGACAUUCUCUGAUGAAGAAGAACCAGCCAAGGAAGCCCCAGUUGAAAAGGUACCUAUUCCUGAACCCGUUAUAACAUCAACUACAGAGACAGUCAUUGAGCCUGAAAAGGUUGAAUCUUCGGUGUCAGACGACACCAAGACAACGGUUACAGUCACAACAACAACUACUGUCAAGGAAACUGUCAGCGAAUCUGUACUACCAGUUGAGCCAAAGGCUGUGGAACCCGAGAAGAAACCCGAGGAGCCCAAGAAACCAGCAUAUGCUGGGCUGCCAGUAGAUGAGUCAAGCAAUGCCUGGAUGGACGUCAUGGACGAGCCAAUGACAUUCUCUGAUGAAGAAGAACAAACCAAGGAAGCCCCAGUUGAAACGGAACCUGUUCCUGAACCCAUUACAAUAAUAACUACAGAAACAUUCACUGAGCCCGAAAAGGUUCUUGAAUCUUCUGUGUCAGAAGACACCAAGACAACUGUUACAGUCACAACAACAACUACUGUGAAGGAAACUGUCAGCGAAUCUGUACUACCAGUUGAGCCAAAGGCUGUGGAACCCGAGAAGAAACCCGAGGAGCCCAAGAAACUAGCAUAUGCUGGGCUGCCAGUAGAUGAGUCAAGCACUGCCUGGAUGGACGUCAUGGACGAGCCAAUGACUUUCUCAGACGAGGAAGAAGAACCAACCAAGGAAGCCCCAGUUGAAAAGGCACCUGUUCCUGAACCCAUUACAAUAACAACAACAGAAACAUUCAUUGAGCCGGAAAAGGUUCUUGAAUCUUCUGUGUCAGAAGACACCAAGACAACUGUUACAGUCACAACAACAACUACUGUCAAGGAAACUGUAAGCGAAUCUGUUGUACCGGUGGUGUCAAAGGCUGUGGAACCUGAGAAGAAACCAGAGGAGCCCAAGAAACCAACAUACGCUGGACUGCCCGUAGAAUCAGAGCCCGGUACAUCACAUAAUGAGACAGAUGUUGUUCAACAUGUUGAUCCUGAAAAGGUUGUAGAAUCGCCUGUUAAAGAGAGGGUCAGUGAAAUCCAGCUUCAAGAAAUUUCUGUGGAGCCCGAAGAAAAACUUGCUGAACCAAACGAACCUGCUUCUAUUAUGUUGCCUGCUCUCACUUCAACUCCAGCCAUCAGCGUGUGGGAUCAAAAUUCAUCGUAUGCAAAUGUACUUAAGCACACAAUUAAUUUCAUAGAUGGUGAAAAGAAAAACGUUGAAAAAGUUACGGAUAUUAGUACCCAAACCACAGCACCUGUUCCAAUUUCUGAAGUGGUUGAACAGGUUGCUAAAAAACCCAAAGCAAAGAAAGACAAAAAUAAGAACAAGGCAGUUGUUGAAAACGUAAAGAAACCCGAAAGUGAGGUGAUUGUAAAUGUUUCUCAUUCAACCACAAAGCUAAAAACAGAAGAGCAAAAGCAGGAAACCAAGCCGCAAAAAUGGUCAGAAAUUAUUGACGAUGAGGUUUACAUAAUUCCUGAACAUCCACAACCGGGUAGUCUUGCCUCUUGGUCGUCUAUAGUUCGCCAAGGAGCCGAAGAGCCUUUCACCAAAAUUACCAAAAAGGGCCCCGAACCUGUUAAGGCUAUAGAGCUACCACCAACUGAAGGCCUACCAGAAUUGCCUCCAUCUGACAAUGCAGAGGAUUGUACUCAAGAACAAGUGUCGCCCACAGUUAACGAUAAAAAUAAAAAACAAAAGGCAAAGAAGACGAAGAAAUCAUCAUCAAAAACUGUUGUAUUGGAGCCUGUCACUCAUGUAGAUAUUUCAGAGGCUCAAACGACUCCUGAGGAAGAUAUUUCAUCUCAGACUCAAUUGUGGUCAUCAAUUGUAACACAAACUGUAACUGAAUUCGAAACUGUCUCCUCAACCUCAACUUUCAACCCUGAACAGAAUACGCUCUCCGAUCUUAAUGACAAGCCCAAAAAACACAGUUCCAAAAAGGAAAAGAAACCUUCCAAGCCUCAAAAUGUUCCAAAAUCACCAGUUGAAGAAGUUCAUAAUCUGCCAGGGGUGGAAAAACUGGAGCACACUGAUAAUGUAGAAGUUUCGCCACCCCAACCGCAGUCAUGGUCCUCAAUUGUUUCUCAGACUGUGGACGUUUCUCCCAAAAUAAUCGAAAGUCCUACUGACUUAGUAGCUGAUGUUGUUCCCUCCUCUGAUCAUAUACAGGAAUUUAUUCACAAAGAACAGAGUUUCUCAACCAUUGUAAAUGACAAAACCAAGAAACCCAAAUCAAAGAAGGACAAGAAGCUGUCGCAGAUCGAACCUCAACCAGAACCAGCUGUGGAAAAAACUAAUGUUGUUGAGGAAAAACAAGAAGUAAUCAAGCCAAAGUUAGCCGAUAACAUAGAAGAAACUCAAUCGUCAGCUCCAUCGUGGUCAACAAGUAUUUCUCAAACUGUUGAAGUUUCUCCAUUAAUACCAGAAUCUAAUCCUAGUGAAAUAAUAAAUGUUGGUGCAGUUCCAUCCGCGCAAGAAAUAAAGGACUUCAUCCAUAUGGAGCAAAACUUCUCCACCUCUGUGAAUGACAAUCCUAACAAACAAAAGCCCAAGGAGGAGUCGCUUGCAAAGGAACAUGUUGCUAAAACAGCUCCUGUCAAAGAACUGGAUAAACAGAGCCAACCAGAACCAGUCGAAACUACAGUAGAAAUUCCAUCACAAACUCAGUCAUGGUCUUCAAUUGUGUCCCAGACAACAGUUACAGAAACUCAUCAUACAGGAUCGAAGCCCCAACAUACUCCUUCAGUUCCUGAAGUGAAAGAAGUCGUCCUGAAGGUGGAAGAUAUCCCAGUUCCUGUUAAAGAGAAAUCUAAGAAACAAAAGUCAAAGAAGGAGAAGAAGUUGCCACAGGUCGAAGAUCAUCAUGCAUCAAUUGAAGAAAAAUCAGUUGUUGUUGAGGAAACCGAAGAUGUAGUCGAAUCGAAAUCAAUAGAGCGUGUUGUAGAUACCGAAGGUCCAACUCUUUCUUGGUCAUCAAUAGUUUCACAAACGGUCGAGGUUCCUGUAACAAUUACUGAAACUGUGCGAACUGCAAUAAUUGCUGAACCAGCUCCUUCCACCCAUGACAACAUACAGGAUUUCAUUCACAAGGAACAGAACUUCUCAACUGUUGUGAACGACAAGCCUAAGAAACAAAAGUUGAAAAAGGAAAAGAAAUCCCGUCAGACAGAAAAGGAAGUUGAACCAAUGGUUGUAGAAACUGUCCUUGUCCCAGAACUGGAGAAACAGAAGGAACCGGAAACAACUGAACUUGUUGUAGAUACGCCAUCCCAAUCUCAGUCGUGGUCAUCAAUUGUUUCACAAACAAUAACAACUACAACUCAUCAUACCGAUAUUAAACCUGAAACAAUUUCCUCCAUUCGUGAUGUGCAAGACUCGAUUCCCAAAGAACAAAACAUCUUUACUUCUGAUAAUGUUAAACCAAAGAAGCAAAAGUCAAAGGAGGAGAAGAAAUUGCUGCGAGACGAAAAUCAGCGAGAACCAAUUGUGGAGAAAGCAAUAGUUGUUGAAGAGCCACAAAAAGUCGAUCAGCCAAAAUCAGCAGAAAAUAUUGCAAAUACGGUUGAAGCUCCUCCAGCUAUUACUGAAACUGAUUUAGGUGAAAUAAAACCUCAAUCGGUUCCUUCAACGUUUGACAUACAAGACUUCAUUCGUACAGAGCAGAGCUUCUCAACCUCUGUGAAUGACAUUUCCAAGAAACAAAAGUCCAAGAAGGAGAGGGCGCAUAAGGCGGAACAUGUCGCUGAAUCCGUUAAUGUGGAAUCAACUCCUGUCAAAGAACUAGAAAAGCAGAGUCAAUCAGAACCAGUCGAAACCAUAAUAGAGACUCCAUCACAAACUCAGUCAUGGUCUUCAAUUGUGUCCCAGACAACAGUUACAGAAACUCAUCAUACAGGAUUGAAGCCCGAAGCCCCUUCAGUUCCUGAAGUGAAAGAAGUCGUCCUGAAGGUGGAAGAUAUCCCAGUUCCCGUUAAAGAGAAAUCUAAGAAACAAAAGUCAAAGAAGGAGAAGAAGUUGCCGCAGGUCGAAGAUCAUCAUGCAUCAAUUGAAGAAAAAUCAGUUGUUGUUGAGGAAACCGAAGAUGUAGUCGAACCGAAAUCAACAGAGCGUGUUGUAGAUACCGAAGCUCCAACUCUAUCGUGGUCAUCAAUAGUUUCACAAACGGUCGAGGUUCCUGUAACAAUUACUGAAACUGUGCGAACUGAAAUAAUUGCUGAACCAGCUCCUUCCACCCAUGACAACAUACAGGAUUUCAUUCACAAGGAACAGAAAUUCUCAACUGUUGUGAAUGACAAACCUAAGAAACAAAAGUCGAAAAAGGAAAAGAAAUCACCUCAGACAGAAAAGGAAGUUGAACCAAUUGUUGUAGAAACUGUCCUUGUCCCAGAGUUGGAAAAACAGAAGGAACCGGAAGCAAUCGAAGUUAUAGUAGAUACGCCAUCUCAAUCUCAGUCGUGGUCAUCAAUUGUAUCACAAACAAUAACAACUACAAUUCAUCAUUCUGAAAUAAAUCCAGAAGUAGUUUCCUCUGCUCCUGAUGUCGAAGAUUUGAUUUGCAAGGACGAGAAUAUCCCAGUUCCUGUAAAUGAUAAGCCUAAGAAGCGAAAGUCAAAGAAGGAAAAGGAAUUGCCCCAAGAUCACCACCAAGAUCAUAUUGUGGAAAAGACGACUGUUGUUGAGCCUAAAGAAAUAAUUGAUACAAAAUCGGUAGAUAGUGUUGUAGAUACGGAUUCUUUAACUCAAUCUUGGUCAUCAAUUGUUUCACAUGCGGUUGAGGAACCUCACACAAUUACUGAAACAGCACAAAGUGAAAUAAUAACUGAACCAGUUCCCUCGACACAUGACACCAUAAAGGAUUUCAUUCAAAAGGAACAGAAAUUCUCAACCGUUGUAAACGACGAGCCUAAGAAACAAAAGUCUAAAAAGGAAAAGAAGUCGCCACAGCCCCAACAUGAGGCUGUACCAGCUGUUGAGGAAACUACCCUUGUCAAAGAACUGGAGAAACAGAAGGAACCGGAAACAUUCGAAUCUAUGGUAGAUACGCCAUCUCAACCUCAGUCCUGGUCAUCUAUUGUUUUACAAACAAUUACAACUACAACUCAUCAGACUGAGGUUUUGCCAGAAACAGUUGACUCCAUUCCCGAGGUACAAGACUCCGUUCAUAAAGAGGAGAACAUUCCAGUCCCCAAGAACGAUAAACCCAAAAAGCAAAAGUCGAAAAAGGAGAAGAAGCCUUCCAAGGCAGUGCCCGCUUCAGAAAUAGUUCCCCACAUGCCUACAAAAACCGAAGCACCUAAAAUUGACGAAAGAACGGAAUCUUCUAUAGUAUUAGAGAAUGCUCCAAAUACCUUGUCAUGGUCGUCGAUCGUUUCACAAGCGGUUGAUAUUCUCCCAACAUCACAAGAGCUUAUUUCCCACGAACAACAAAAAUUACCAGAAGUACUAGAAAGACCACAAAAGGCCGAAAGACCAAAACCAGAACAAGUUUCCAAAGCGGUUGUCGAGGAACUGACUAGUGUAAUAAAAGAGCCUGCUAUCGUUACUGAUGAAACACCAUCUCAAACUCAGUCGUGGUCAUCAAUGGUAUCGGAAUCAAUCGAUGUACCGUCGUCCCAUAUCAUACAGGAAUUUAUCCACAACGAGCAAAAGUUGACACCAAAUACGGAUCACAAUACGAUGAAGCAAAAGCACAAAAAGGAAAAGAAGUCCAUCAAAGUGGAGAAUGAGCCCAAACCAACUAUUGAAGAAACUACUGUUGUUCAUGAAGUAAGGCCCAAAAUAGAGCCAGAGCCUGCAUUGGUUCAGCAUCGCGAAACGGUUGAAAUCACAACACCUGAUUUUAAUAUUCAAUUGCCAAAAACGAAGCCCUCUGUAUGGUCCCUAUCCGAAACUUAUGCUGAAGUCCUUAAAAAGACUGGUUACGAAAACAACACAAACAUUCGCUACCAGGAUACUGAGCCUAAACGUCUAAGUAGCAUUGAGAACAUUGAAAAAGAACAUAAAAAUUUAGCCGUCGAACGACCACAAGGUUCGUCUAUUGUCUGCGUUGAGGAGUUCCCAGAUCCUGUUAUUCCUGCGUCUGUUGGUAGAUUCGAAGAUGAACCAGUUGAAUAUUCUGAUAAGCCAUCAACAUUGUCAUGGAAGGAAAUCAUGGAUGAAGAAGUGGAUACGGAUAUACCGGCAUGGUCUUCUGUUGUUUCAAAAGAAACUAAUAUCAAUACAGAACCAAUCAUUGAAAGACAUUCUCGCACAAUCAGUCGACCGAUUAUACAAGUGACCGAAGUAAGUAAAACCGAAGAACAGGUCAAGCCACAAGAUGAGCAAGGUUUCCUCGAAAUAACUUCAAAGAAACGAAUUCGUUCUCGAUCACGUUCACAACAGUCGCAAAGUUCCAAUGUGGGAGAAAAGCCACAAAAGAAAAAAUCUAAAAAACCAAAAGAAAACAAACCAACGAAGCCUUCACAAAUUUAUGCUGAUCAUGUUAGUGUAAUAGAACCGGCCAAAAAUAUAAUUAUUCCAACUACUCCAACAGAGGAAGACCAUAGCCAAACUACUCCCGCUCCAAUACCGAUCACAUCGGGUAUGUCAUGGGCAGCAAUCGCUGCACAUAAUGUUCCAGAACCAGCACAGCAAAUUCGUCUCCUUCAAAUUGAAUCUACAGAUAAAAUUGUCGACAGCGUAGAGAAGCAUCCAAAGAAAGAUAACACAGUCAGUAUACCACUUACAUUAGAGACGGAACCAAAAACUAAGAAACCAAAACAAAAACCGAAGAAGAAACCUGCAAGUGGUAUUGUUGAUUUUAUAAAUGCUGAAAAGGAAAGUACGCAAAAGUCUAAGGUACCAGAGCAUAGACAAGACCCAACUCCUCAAGAGCCCCUGAAACCCGAACCAAUGAAAGAAACUGUUGAAUCUAGUGAGAAGGUGGAAAAUGCUCCAAAACCUGAGCCGAUCGCUAUUGCAUCAGUUGAUUUAGCAGAGCCCAUUACUGAGCAGACACCGUUGGCUCCAUUUACAACUACUGAAGAAUCCACUACGACCGUGACCUUAAUUGAGGAAAAGGCCAUACCAGCGGAUGUCGUGUCUGUUGAGCAAAAGGAGCAAAUUCCUGUUAUUUCAGUUGAUAUAGUCCAGCCAAUCACCGAAACAACACUUUUGGCUCCAUUCGAAAUUACUGAGGAACUCAAAACCACAGUUACUUUAGUUGAGAAAACAAUUGAAGCUAUUUCGGAACAACGUAAAACUCCUUCCGAAGAUUUGGAAACAGCUGUUGCACCACUUGAUACAGUUGAAAUUAUGGAGCAAACACCUUUAGCUCCAUUCAAAUCUGUUGAAGAGAUCACUACCACAGAAGCAAUAUUUGAAGACAAGCCUUCGCCAACAUCAAUCGAAACUGUGUUGAAACAUGUAGACACCGUUGAGCCACCAGAAACUCCAGUAGUUUCCGUCGAUAAUAUUGAACAAACUAUUGAACAGGCACCUUUGGCUCCAUUUAAACCUACGGAAGAACCAAAUUCCAGUGACGCAUUUAUAUGCGAGACAUCCUACUGGUCUGCCACAUUGAAACCUGGUCAAAAAGCAGUAACAACUACUGAUGAAGUCGUCGAACCCAUUCCAGACGAAAUUAAGGAGGAUGCUCCAAUUACAGUUGAAAUACCCAUAGAUAAUACCCUUGCAGAAGUUGCAGUACAGUCUCCAACAGAUCAGCCAACGACGUGGUCUGCUAUUGUUCAAACUGAAACAAAGGUAUUCCCGUCGCCAGCUAUCAAGGAAGAGGCUGUUGAUGUGCCUGCAUGGUCCACUAUGGUUGUUAGCAAAACAACAGACUUCCAAGAUCCUAAACAGCAACAAGAUCUUGAGAAUCAGGAAACAACGACAACUACAAUAACCAAUACAACCUACGUUACAACAACAGUCACAACACACAAAGAUGUGAAACCCACUGAGGAACAACCAACUUCGUACGUAUCAACCGUAGUGACAACUCAUUCAAAUGAGCUGACAGUUGAGCCCGAAUCCACGGAAACAAGCGUUAAGUCUGUAGAGCCAGCUGCUCCCAGCAGUUUGGAUAUUCUAAGGAAAAACCUACAGCUUGACUCAAAUCUACAAUAUCCCAAAUAUAACAAUGCGGAAACGCAGUAUCAACUAUUAAAGCAGAAUAAACCCAAGGAAAUUGAUGCUGUGGAGAUAACAGAGUUACCCAAGGAGGAAACAUUUAUAAAUGAUUAUGUGAUAAUUGAACCCGAAGCAAUGCCCGAAAUUAACUCGGAAAUUCUUGCUUACAAUUUGUACCUUGAUAGAGAAACGCUUUUGCGUCCCAUUCCCAAUGAUACCAUUAGUCAGUUGCAUUUAUUGAAGAUAGAAAAGCCUGUUGAACCCAAAGUAGAUACCAGAGUUGAGGAAGUGUCGCCUGUGGAAAUGCCACAAGCUAAGGCUGAGGAAAUUGUUUCAGAGAAAACGCUGAUUCAACCUACAGCUGAAAUAGUAACUGAAGUUGAGGAAAUAACGAUAGUCAAACCCAAACCUGAAAUAGAGAAAGUAAUACUCGUUGAUAGCUCGUUGGAAUCGAAUUCAACACCCUUAGCGUCCAUAUCCUUAGCUCGCAAACCAAGUGAACUACUCUGGCAUCUCAGUCAGGACAACUUCCCGAAGUAUAGGCCAACGGCUGAAGAUGCUUACGGACUAUUUAAGACAAUUACCAGCGACUCGACCAAGACGGAUACGGAUACAGAGAAAACUCAGGAAACUCAGGACGAUAAGCAUAAGACUGACAUCAUUACUGAAACUGUAGUGAAAACGACCACGAUUACAGAAUCAAGCAAAUUGAUAACUGAUCACGUUGUAGAUAAGACUGAACCAGAAGCAUCGUCAAUUGUAAGCAUUCCUAACGUAGAAGUGCCGGCAACAGCACCUGUCAGUAGUCUCGAUCAGUUGCGUCUAAACCUGUACCUGGAUGACUGGCAAAUGCGCAGCAUCGAUGCAGAUUUAUUCGAGAGUAGCAUCGACCGACUGAAACGUGCUGAUGUGGCGGACAUUGAUACAAAACUUGACAAAGACACGAAACCCGACGAUGAUAUCAACAAACCAGACAAAAAGGACGAACACAACGAUGAUGACGAUGACGAUGACGACGACGACGAUGACGAUGAUGAUGGAGAUAAACUGACUGUGCCUGAAAUUCGUAAGCCGCAUGACGACGACGAUAAACCGAACGACCGCGAUCCUGGUAGUGGUAGCAGUGGCAAUGCAACACCGACACCCGAACACGACGCAGCUCAAUUCGAACCCAAUCAGAGCUGCUCCUCAGAGUACAUGUCAACCGAUUUGCCAGGCGGCGUAGGUCACUGGCGGGACCAAAGUACUUACUUGGCUUUAGAAGCUGAACCUCAGAUUAAACUAGAAUUGGCACCAACAACAGUAGAGUCUAAGGAUGUUCUAACCGAAACUAAAACCCCAGAGCUGGCACCCUCUGUGCCAUCUAAACCAGACACGUCCCCAACUACUACUACACCCGAAACAAGUCCCACACCAUCCAAUGCUACUACAAACUCAGCUAACGUUGCAAAUGCACUAAUCCAAUUGGCGAGCGCCACAACUCACACGCUGAACGCGGCUGCCAAUGCGGCGGCAACAGCAACAAAAACGACAACACUGGCAGCGACGAGCGCGAUUCUGCCAGUUGCAGCAGCCGUAAUUAAUAAGCUUACGGCCCAGACAACAACACCGACAACAUCCGUGGAGACAAUAGCAGCCCAGCCCGUGCAGCAGCCGGAGCCGCAAGAGCUCACAGCAACUGCUGCUGUUGAGUCGCCUUCGGUUGCUGCCAGCACACCAGCAACAGUUGCCGAAAUGACAACGACAACAACAACAACAGAAAGCAGCGAACACGGUGAGCCAGACCUUGGGUCUGCUCCGACAAAUGACAACACAAAUAUCGUGAAGCGCACUGUAGUAACAACUACAACGGUAACAACAACAACAACCAGUGAAACGGCAGCAGCAACACCUGGCAGCAGCAACACAACGACUACGACAACAACAACAACAACUAGCAACGAUUUGCAACAACAACGCCAGAAGGAUAUAAUCACGCAAGAACUCGAAGAACUGCUACAAUCGCUAUCAACCGUCGAGGAUGGCAUUGGAAAUAUGAGCCACAGCAGCUUGGAGGGCAUGCUACAAGGAUUGAAGCUAAUCCAAAGCAAUCUGCAAGUACAUGAGAAGGAAGCGCUACAUCUCAAGGAUCAAGCAAAGGCAUUGCCCACAGAUCCUGGCACAGAGCGAUUGCUUAACGAGACCGCAGAUCGCAUCGAUCUGCUGCUGAGGCGCACACAGCAAGGCAUUACCAUGAUAGCCAACGCCAUGCAUGGACAGAAGAAGCGUGAGCAGGAGAUCGACGAGUACCAGCGGCAUUUAUUGGAGCUGGAACGCUGGAUCAAUGAGGUUUCCGCUGAAUUGGCCUCGUUCGAGCCCACAACGGACAGCAGCACCGAUGAGCACGUGCUCAAGACUCAGGUGGAGCGUAGUCAGCAAUUGCUGCGCACUCUAAAGGAGCGGCAACAGUCCAUGGAUGAUUUGGUCGACCAAACACGAGAGCUUCAGGCUCAUCCCGACGUCGCCCCAUUGGCCGAUACGCUGAUGGAGCAACUGCAGAGCAUUCUAAUCAUAUUACGUGAACAGAUCACCGUUGCGACCACGCGAAUCUUUACCAUUGAGAAACGCAUCGUGGAUCUGCGCAAGGCCAAGAGCGAAGAUGCCCAGCGGCAGCGCGUGCUGGCGGAUGCCCUAAUACAGGCACCAAUUGCUGCAAGUGCAGCGCCUGAAUCCAUAGAGUCCAAUGAAAACACUCUAGACUCCAGCUCAAUGCCUGAGGAGGAGAUCAAGCCCGCGGGCGUUUAUGUGGAAACACAGACAUCGCUGAGCUUGCAACAGCCUCAGCCGCAGAUCGCCACGAGCAAUGUGGAGGCGCAGACUAGCUUCCGGGAACCGCAACCCGUGUUGGCCAUAGAAACCGCCGAGGUAGCACUGCAAACACUCAAGGAGCGUCCACCCACGGAAAACAUAAUGGUCACUCAAACCGUACAGCAUGGUCAGGAGACAAUACAGAUUGACACCCAGCUGAAUGAAAAUGUACCGGAACAGACCGAGGAUGUGCAGAUAGAGGCGCGUUACCAUCAACAACCCAAAGGCGAUGUGGAUCGUGCCACCGAGCUGAUACUUAAGAAUGUGCCGCAGGCUUUCGAAACUACAUUUGUCGAACCAGACGAAACCACUACCGAGGUGGUUGUGGGCGCCGAUGGCACCAAGCAUAUUGUCUUGAAAAAGGUCACCCGGGUGCGUCAGCAAAUUGUGCAACAGCAACAGAUUAGUUCCAUUGAGACAGUAAGUGAUGCCGAUGGCAAUAUCGAAGUGCAGUCAACAGGCCAGAUAAAUUUGGAGAAUGUGAAGACCACAGACACGAUUGCUGAUCCACAACAGAGUACUUACCGCACCGUUGUAACGCAGCAAACGCGUGGCACCCUGUUGGAUGGCUCCCAGCCAGAGACUGUGACGGUCAGUGAGUUCGAGACAGAGCCUGUGAUUGAACAGUAUGAGCAGCUGUUAUGCUCCGAUGCGGAUGGCAAAAUGCAGCCAUUCCGAGCGGCAGCUGGACAGUCUACACCAGAUAGUCAGGGUACCAGAAUACAAGCUGUAAUGCAGCAGGUGACCCGUAAGAUAAUACGUAAGACCCGAAAGAUAAUCAAACGUGUGGUCAUCAUUGAUGGCAAGGAGCAUGUGACUGAGGAAGUGGUUGAGGAGCCCGAGGAGAUUGAGGUGACUGAGGAGCAAACUAUGCCACAUAUCGAUGUCAAUAUUGUACGCACGGUGAAUGGAAAAGUGGUGAGCGAAGAGGAAUUCCAGCGUAUGAUGCAAGAGCCAGGCGUGGUCAUCGAAGAAGUUGCAACGGAUCUGUCAUCACAGACAGUAGAACCGCAGCAACAGGUAUUUGAUAUUGAGUCUAUCAACAUCUCCAACACCACCACCACAACCACACAACAAGAACAACCACUCGAUAAACAGACACCACCACCAACAACAACAACAACUGCAAUUACAACAGAAACGACAAAAGCAGCACCUGUAGAAUUGCCAGCACCACAAGUAGACAUUGAAGAAAUCGUAAAUGUUGCCCCAAUCAGUCCCGUUAAUGUUGCAGCAGCGGCAGUAACUGUACCUACAGCACCUGUACCUACCACAACAACGACAAUCACAGCUACAACAAUAGAGAGUCUGCCUGUGGUGGAAGACAUCAAGGAAAUUUGGCCACUGGAACAUCAUUUGCAAACCACAAACAUCGAUUUCUCGGAGCAUGCCGAAGAUCUGGCAGCGCCAGCUGCUGUCAGCACAGAGACAUCAAUGCCCGUGGAAACCAUUUGGCCAAUAAGUCCUGAAACUGGCAACUCUGUCUCCCUGGAAUCGUAUGCAUUUGAGCCAGCGUCACCAACAGCUGUUAGCAUCAAAUCCGAAUCUGAGCAGACACCACAAAAGACUGAUACAACACCGGAGCAGCCAGUGGUUAAACCCAAAACUGAUGUAGAAAGCUUCCUAGCAGCUGAACAAGCACAAGCUCAAACCGAACCAAAAGCUGAUAUAACAGUACCAGCCGAGCAAGCACAACCACAAACGGUAGCGAUUGAAGAAACUGUCACAGAAGUGCCACCCAUUAACAUCGCCGAUAAACAGUCCGAUAUACCUCAAAAGGAUAUACGUGUGGCCACCCAGCUAUUCAUUUCUGAAGAGGCAGCCGCCUCAGCGUCGCCACGCAAGACUUACCAGAUUACAGCGCCUUCUGUGGAAGCCACUGGAGCUGGUGUACUCAAGGUGGCCAUGGGAGCGGCCUCAGAGCUUGUUGAAUCCAUUGGCAUGUCACCCGCUAAGGUGACCAUGAGUAUUGUGGAGACUGUCGCAGCGCCCCUGGAACACGACGAAGACGCGUCCACGAAGCGAAGUCGAAAGAAAAAGAAGAGAAGAGAUGAGGAAAAAUCGAAGAGUGAACAAUUACCAGAACCAGAGCCGGAGCCAGUAGAGGCAUCGCAUGCGCCGCUCUCACCCGAGAGCUCGCCACGUAGUGACACCAUCAAUCCGAAAUCGGCAGACAAAGUUUGCUACGAAUCGAUUGUGCAGAUUAGCGAAGAGAGUGACUUGUCGAGCAUGGAUAUGGGUCAAACCGUCAAGGUGGUUGAAGAUUCGAUUAUACCCUCACCCACAGAGCAAUCACGUACUCCAAUUACGGAACUGGUUAUACCCACGGAGGUUGUCGAGCUGGCAGCACUUGAAGAUGAAGAGCAGCAAACGAGUCCGCGUGCGCCCACGCCAACAACUGCUGAACAGGAUAUUAAAUCUUCGCAGACAUCACCACAGCAUAAACCCGAGCUGGAUGAAACAGCAGUACAAACUAGCCUAGAUGUACGUCCGGAUAACCAGGAGACCGAAUCGCAAACGAUCAUUGUGGAAAUUACCGAAACCGAAGCUCAGACAACACCACGCGGCGACGACCAACCUGAGCCCGUCGAAACAUUUAGCACAGAAAUUCAAACCGACGAGAAUGGUCAACCCCGGCAAACCGUCGAAAUUUCUAGCCAAACCAUUGUAACGGCAACAACCGAAAAGGAGCUGCAAACCACGCCCAAGGAAUCGCCGCGCCUAGCUGAAUCAAGUAGCGACCACGUGGUCCAGCCACUUGUUAAGGAUUUGGUUAAAGACAUGACCAUCGACUUGCCUGUGCCCACAAAGGAACAGUCUACCGUCACAGAGGUUACCACCACCAAGGAGACUCACAUGCAAACAGCAACGCCAGAGCCAACGGAAUUGAGCAGGCCAGAAGCCGUAGAUGUGAGCGAUGUUCUGGUGCAGACCACGCCACGUGAGGAGCCACAGCCAAUUUCGCUUGAAGACAAUUCCUUGACCGCCACAUCUACUUCAGAGCCCUACGAGCUGGAGGUGAAAACCACAGUGGCCAUACCGGCCGAUUCCGAUGCAUCUACAGUGGAGCCCACGCUAUAUGAGUACACUCAAACCAUGCAGCUGCCUAAGCCAGAAAAGAAAAUGAAAAAGGACAAAAAGGACAAAAAGAAACAGAAGGGCAAGUCUGUGCCGGAGCCAACGCCAGAGGCGGAUCCACAAAUCAGUGUGACCGUAGAAAUUGCACCCGAACUGCUGACUGAAUCUGGAAUAGUACUCUCCACCAAUCAGACAAUCGAAGAGGUGCCACAUCUGCCGCCAGUAGCCGACUUUGAGCCCACCGAAGCUGAUCCGCAAAGGCCACAGCGUGUGCAAUUGCAAAUCACAAAGACUACAGUCUACGAUGAAUAUCCUGAUUUGCCGGUACAUAUUCUCGAACAGAACAAAGUAAGCAUUGCCUCGCAACAGCAAGGCAAGCCACGCAGUGGACCCACAUCUUCGGUGACGAUUGAGGAGGUUGCUUCGCCAACAGAGGAGCUGGUGGUGCCCAUUACGCCGGGUCCAGAUAAUCUGAACGAAGAAAAUAUAUGGCUAACGACAACGACCAGCUCGACUGUGGACAGCACACCGAUGGAUUCCUCUGAAGCGCUCAUCAAGAGCGAGAUCUUGCAGCUGUAUCCUGGUAAACAACAACAACACGAACAGCAAUCGAAGCUGACCUGGGCAGAGACCAAGGAGGCAAUUGGGAGUCGCAUAAGGCAACUGAAGCAGGCGACGCCACAGCAGUCAACACCACUGAGCGAUGUCCUUCACCUGGCCACACUAUCCGAGCAGAUCAAGCAGGUGCCCACCGAACAGCGCAUGCUGGAGGUCUCCGAAGGAUUACAGAACUUGGAUGUGGCAAUAAACAGUGGAGAUAAGACGAUUAUACACACCACAGUCAUAACAGUCAUUGAAAAGGUGUCCACCUGGCUGGAAACCAUCGAGUAUCGCGUGUAUCUCAUACGGCAAAACUCCAAUGAAGGUCCCUCGGAACAGAAGCUGGACAACUACAAUCAGCUGAACGAGGAACUGCACACAAUCAAAGCGAAUGUCAACCAGCUCGAGUCAGAGCUCGUCCAAACGGAUAAGCCAACACAGUCGGAGCUGCUGCAAUAUGUGGACACGCUCAAAGAGCACAUCGAUGCUGUGGAGCAGGUGACCCAACAUAGUCAGGCCCAGGAUAGCAAGGAUCUGGACAAGUGGCACAACUUUGAGCUGCUCUACAGAGAAGUUUCUACAUCGUUGGAUUUCCUGCAACAACGGUACGACCAGGCUCUCAGCGGGGAGCAUCCGCUCUCCCAAAAGCUGGCACUUCUCGAUGAGCUGGACCGGGAGCAUACGGCAGGCCAGCAGCAGUUGGGUCAACUGAUGCAGACUGCCCGCUACUUCCAGCGCGACUUCCCAAAUAAGAAAAUUCCACAGAAUGUGUACAACGCCUUCGAGAACAGCAAGAAUAUUGGCAACAACAUCGAGGCAGAGCGUGAUCGUCUACUCCAGCUGCAGUCACUGGCCGAGGAGUACGAGCAGACGCUCAAGGAGUUCACGAAUAUCACUGUGCUGGCCGACAAAAUGAUGGAGAGCCCCAUUGUGUCAAGUUCCCUGGAGCUGCUCAACAACGAGGUGCAAAAACAGCGCAAAUUCUUUGUCAAUCUGAGCCACUGUCGCGCCAUGCUAGAGUCGCUCGAGGAGAACAUUGAUAGCGAGACGCGCGAGAAGCACUCGGAGCUGCACAAGCAGCUCUACCAGAAAGCCACCCAGCUGCUGGAGCGUGCUUCGGAGCGUUCCUCAAAGCUGGUGCAAGCCGCCUCGCGCUGGACAGUGCUGGAGAAGGGCAUGCGCGAUGAGCUGCAGUGGUUGCAGGUGGCACAGCAACGCGUGCCAGAUCUGUCGGCGGUGACCUCCGCCGAUUACGAUCAGUAUGCGACGCUCUAUCAAUCCCUUAGCAAUGACAUCUCGCAUCAUUAUGUCAAGAUGACCCAGCUCUCGGGCAUUGCCAACAAAAUGCAGCUGCUGGUGCAGGCUCCCAAUUUGGUUGAGGAAUCGAAUGAUGCCCUCAUUGUGCUGCUCAAGCUGCGCGAGGAGGUGGCGCUCUACUUGCAUCGCCUGCUGGUCUUCAAGGAGAUCUGGGUGCAGUACGAACAGCAGACAGAGAAAAUGGAAGCGUUUGUACGCGAAGCGGAGCAGGAACUGCGCCAAAUCCAAAUACCCACACAACCCACAGAGGAGCCCAUACCCCAUAUGCGGCAAUUCUGGGAGAUAAAGGCGCGCUUCGAGCUGCAUAAUAACAUACGCAACGAUGCGGGUCACAGUCUAGAGAAAUCCCUCCAAGUCAUACCACUGGCCGACGAAAUGCUCCAACGCCAGUUCCAUGCGCAACUCGAGGAUCGCUGGCAAGCGGUGGCCCAGGCCAUUGAGCUGAUACAGCACAACAUUGUGGAGUGCCUGUCCUCGGAGGAUAUGCCCGCUGAUGAGAAACUCAAGCUGGUGGAGCGCGAGCUUCAGGAAAUCUAUCUGACCAUGACCAGCAUGAAGGGCGUUAUCAAAAACGAGGAGGAGCUCUGCUUGUACAUUGAACGUGUCCAGGUGCUGCGCACACGCGUUGGCUUCAUUGGCAACGAACUGGGCCGCAUUGGACUCCAGGAGCCGGCAAUUGAACCAGAAAAAGUGGGCGAACUCUUUGCACUCUCGCACAAAAUAACCACACAAAUUUCCGAAGAGCUGGAGUUUGCCUCCGUGUUGCGAGAUCAGCUGCAGGCCAUACACGAGGGCAUCAGCAACCAGCGCAAGCAUCAGGCCAAAAUCUCUGUUAUAUUGGAUGAAUGCGAAUCUGCCGAACGUCAAGGCGCGGAUAUCAUAGAGAAAGCCGUUGCCGACUGCCAGGGUGCGGGCGAGGAGCUCGUUGCCAGCUGGCAGGAGAUAAUGCGCUUACGCCAAAUGCUGCACACGCUGCCCAUGCGGCUGAAGAUGUCCGUGUCGCCGGUGAAGCUGGAACGGGACAUUUCCCAGCUGCAGGAUGACCAUGCCUUCCUCGAGAGCAAGUGCACCAAUAUUAUGGCCAUACUACGUAAUCGUUUGGCCUUAUGGCUACGCUACGAACGUCAGCUGGAACUGGUGCAUGACUCUGUCCAGGAGACGGACUUUAUGAUGGAACUGAUACGCGUGCACGGCCAGGUCGACUACGAACGGCUGCGUAAGGCCACCGAAAGAUUAGAGGGACUUGCGGGCGAUCUGCACAGUCGCGAGCAGCUCUUGGACGAGCUCAAGGGCGCCGCCAAACCGUUAAUCGAGAGUUGCGAUGUGCAAAUUGUCGAGCAAAUUGAAUCGUCCGUGCAGGAUGCGGUAGUCGCCUGGAAUGAUACCACCGAGAAUCUGCAACAGCUUUGCACACGCUAUCAGCGGGCCGUCGAGCUCUGGGACAAAUAUCGGAACGCCUCGGCAGCGGUCAAGAGCUGCAUCGACCAGCAAAUGGACAGCGUCAAGUCCUUCGAGCAGCCCUUGGAUGCCAUGCAACAUGCCAAGGUCUGUCAAGACAAUCUGAGCACACAGAAUGAUCGUCUUCUGGAGCUGCGCGACAUUGUGGCCAAGAUAGCCGCCGAUGUGGGUCUGGAUGCCUCUUCGCUAAUGCAGGGCGAACUGGAUGCGCUGGGCCAGCGUUUGGCCGAAUGCAAGGAUGCGAUAACGACGCUGGCGAAUGUGGCCGAGACACAGGAUAAGGAGCGCAAGGAGCUCGACAAGGAGGUGACACAGGCCAAGGUUUACUUCAACAAUGUGCAGCAGGAUAUUGCGCGCGGCGAGCCGAAAACGCCCAAGGAGAGCGAGGAGCAGCUGGCCGCGCUGCGAGCCCAUCUGCAGACGCUGGCCCGCACCGAGGAGCAGCUGCGUCAGCUGCGUGAACGCCAGCAGAACAACAAUGAGCUGGCGCCGAGUGGCGCUGCCGCUGCCGCUGUUGCCGAUGACAGCAUACUGGAGGUGCUGGCGAUGUGGCAGAAGAUAUUCCAGGAUACGUUCCAGGAGUACCAUCGCUUGUCCACGCGUCUGGCGCGCACCCAGAACAGCUCGGAGGCGUUGCGUUUGUGGCGUCAGUACUUGCAGCAUGUGCAGUCGUUCCUUGCCUGUGCCAUACCCGAGGAUUACAGCAGCCUGCGCGAGCAGCAGCAGCUGUGUGCCAUACACCAGAACCUGCUCAUCUCGCAGCAGAGCGUGCUCGCCGAGACGCCGCUCGAAUCGGAGCUAUCGGAGCAGUACAAGGCGCUGACCAAUCUGCACAACGAGACCCUCUCGCGCAUUAUGCAGCGCAAUGAGGAGCUGGAGCGCCGUGUCAGCGGCUGGAAUGCCUACCGGCAACAAUUGGCCGCUCUGCUCGACUGGCUGCGUCAGCGCGAGGCGGAACGCAAUGCACUGCAGCUGCGCUACAUUCAUCUGAAGCGCGUGCCCCACCUGAAGGCGCGCCUGGACGCAUUGCUGCUGCAGCUGACACGUGGCGAGCAGCAGAGCGCCGCCCUGAAGGCCCAACAGCAGGAGCUGCUCCAGUACUGCGACGAUGCGCUGGCUACCGCGAUGCGCAUGGAGCAGGCGAGCAUCAAUCAGCGUAUAAGCAAUUUGCGUGCCGCCCUCGAGACCUGGCAGAACUUCCUCAAGCGCAUCAAGCAGCUCGGCGAAUCGUACGAGCAGCGUGUGCAGCAAUUGCAGACGGAGUUUGCCAAGGCACAGGAGCUGCUGGACAGCAGCUCGGGUGAUGCACUGCCCACGACGCCAACUGAGAUUGAGCAGCGUCUGGUUGCGCUGAGAGCGCAACGUGUCCAACUGGGCGCACAGACGCCCGCACUGGAGGGUCUGACGGUCAGCCAGGAGGAGCUGAAGGAGUGCAUUAGCCCGCACGACAUGAAAGCCAUACGCCAGCGCAGUUUCCUGCUCUGGCAGCAGCAUGCCGAUCUCGACUAUCAGCUGGCCGUGCUCAUCAAUGCCAUCGAGGAGCGGCUGUCGCUGCUCUCCAACUACCAGGUGCGUUACGAGCGCAUCACGCAGUGGCUGCGCACCCUCGAGGAGCGUGUGGAGCGCGAUGCCGAUGUGGCGACCAUGGCCAACCCGGAACAGGCAGCCAAACAGCUGGAGCAGCAAAUCAAUGGCGAACUCCAGCUGCGCGACAAGGAGCGCGAAUGGCUGCUCUCCACCAGCCGGGAACUGCUGGCUCUCUAUGCGGAUGCCACGCCCCAGGCGCAGGAGGUGCGCAACCAGGUGCAGCAGCAGAGCGAUGCGCUCAUCGAUCGCUGGAAUCGCCUCAAGUUCCUGUGCAAGCAGCGCGCCACAAAGAUUGGCGAACUGAAGCAAACACUGUUGCGACUGGAGGAGCGCAUAGCACUCAUACGUGCCUGGCUCUUCGAUGUGGAGUCGCAGCUGGACAAGCCGAUCAGCUUCGAGAACUACACGCCCAACGUGAUCAAGGCCAAGCUGAGCGAACACGAGCAAAUCCAGCGUUCCAUCGAGCAUCAUAGCAGCAAUGUGGGCGAGGUACUUAACCUGGUCGAAAUGCUGCUCAGCGAUGCGGACAGCUGGCGCACACAGGUGAACACCACCGGGCUGGCCUCAUCGGCGCAGAACCUGGAGCAACGCUGGAAGAACGUGUGCAGCCAGUCGGCGGACCGUAAGGCUCGCAUCCUGGCCACAUGGAAUGCGCUUCAGGAGCUGAUCAAAAUGACCACAGAGCAAAAAUCUUGGAUGGCCAAACAGGAAACCCAACUCUCUGCCUUUGAGCGCGACCAGAAAUACGUGAACAAACAGAAGAUGGACGAGCGCCAGCAGGCCUUGCGCGCCAAGCUGGCCGAACUGGAAGCCGAGUCUGUCCGUCUGCGCCAGCUGGAACAGACGUAUGCCCGCCUAGCAAUGAGCCCUGGCGUCGAGCCCGAGAACAUACAGAAGCUGACGAUGCCCACCAAGGUGAUGCUAAGCAAGUGGCGUCUGUUGACGCCACGCUGCCACGCCCUGCUGGAUGCCAUUGACAAGGAUGCCAAGCUGAUGCGCGACUUCAACACGGCCCAGCUGGAGCUGAGCAAAUCGCUGACAAGCAUACAAAAGGCGCUCGAGCAGGUGCCCAGUGCCGAGGACCAGCAGGCGGCCACGGUGGAGCCAGCGGUGGUGCUGCAACGCUUGGACGGACUGGAGCGCAAGCUUCAGCUGGCCGAGCAGCAGGUACAGCAGGCCGAUGCACUGGGCAAGGAGGCCGAGUUGCGCAACAAACAGCAGCCGCUGCAGCUGAAGCAGCUGCUCAAACUGGUUGCCGAGUACACGACCCUCUGGCAGACGGUGCAGAAGAAUCUGGUGAUUCUCAAGACCAGCUGGCUGGCCCGUGCCACCAAAGAGGGCGCGGCGGCAGUCAGUGAGGCGCAUGCCAGCGUCCAGGUAGAUACGUUGUCGCAGCGCAAGCUGCGCCAGGCGCAGCUGCAGCGGGAAACAUCCAUAACGGCCAAGGAUGCGUACAUCAUGGAACUGAAGACGGCCAUUGUCGAGUGCCAGAACAAUCUGGAGGAGCUGCAGCGCACCAUUGUCGAUAAGACGCGCAAGCCGGGUCCGCAAAAGAUUGCCAAGUUAUUAGGCAACGCCCAGUCAUCCACGGAGCUCAUCAAGCAUCUCAGCCAUUUGCUGUUGACCGAAUGCCAUGCGGACAAUCAAUCGGCCCAGGUGGACACCGUGUCAGAGCUGGCGCUGCGCUUCGAUACGCUGCAGUCGCAGUGGAAGGCGCGCCAACAGCACGAUCAGAAUGCAAGUGAGGUCGGCCGCCUAACGUGUCCGCUCUGCACGCAACGCAAUUGGCAGCAGAUUGACAACGAUCUGUGGCGUCUGGAGCAGUGGCUGCAGUUUGCCGAGAGCAUACAGAAGGCCCAGACGGGACCGCCCUCGAAUAUUGAACUGCUCGAGGAUGUGACACAGGAUCAUCGUGAGUUCUUGCUGGAUCUGGAGAGUCACAAGUCGAUCAUCUCAUCGUUGAAUGUGGUUGGCGAUCAUCUGGCCACACACACCAUGGACACGGAGAAGGCGCGACAGCUGCGCGCACGCCUCGAGGCGGACAACGAGCGCUGGAAUAAUGUUUGCAUCAAUGCCACCAAAUGGCAGGGUCUGCUCCAGACGGCGCUCAUGGGCAACAGCGAGUUCCAUCAGACCAUCGACGAGCUGGUCGAGUGGCUGCAGCGCACCGAACAGAACAUAAAGGCCUCCGAGCCCGUGGAUCUCACCGAGGAGCGCAGCGUGCUUGAGGCCAAGUUCAACAAGUUCAAGGAUCUGCGCGCCGAACUGGAGCGCUGUGAGCCGCGCGUUGUCAGCCUGCAGGAUGCCGCCGAUCAGCUGCUGCGCGCUGUCGAGGGAUCCGAGGAGCAGUCACAGCAUACCUAUGAAAGAACCCUUUCCAGGUUGACAGAUCUGCGCCUCCGGCUGCAAUCGCUGCGUCGUCUCUCCGGCAUUUACAUUGUCAAGCUGGGCGCCGUGCUCGGCUACGAGGGCGACAAUCUGGGCGUGCCGCUGCAAUUGUUGUCGAAUGAGCUUUUGGAUAAUACUACAUUAUCAACCUCUUCUAUGCAGGCCGCCGCACCCAACACAGAAAAUGCAAACCGCACCAGCACCGAUGGCGAUGCUGCCGAUGGCGAUGUCAUCAAUACCACGGUACUGGCCCGCGGUGCACGAUUCCUCGGACGCGUUGCACGUGCCUCCCUGCCCAUACAGGCGCUCAUGCUGCUGCUUUUAGGUGUGGCAACACUGGUGCCCCACGGUGAGGACUAUACGUGCAUGUUCUCCAACACAUUCGCGCGCAGCCUGGAGCCAAUGCUAUCCUAUCCGCACGGCCCGCCGCCAACGUAA
Drosophila novamexicana is the source of this 60765-nucleotide messenger RNA. RefSeq lists its product as uncharacterized. The record is from RefSeq and is a predicted model, not a curated record. Gene Ontology annotation, cellular component: meiotic nuclear membrane microtubule tethering complex; nuclear outer membrane; cytoplasm. The coding region runs from base 1 to 60765 and encodes 20254 amino acids. NCBI's taxonomy places the organism in Eukaryota, Metazoa, Arthropoda, Insecta, Diptera, Drosophilidae. Gene Ontology annotation, biological process: nuclear migration. The transcript is spliced from 29 exons. Gene Ontology annotation, molecular function: actin filament binding.